AUGGGCCGCCUCGGGGUCAGUGCACUUCCUGAAUGUGUUCCACAUGGGUCGGUUCAGGUUGAAUGUGUGAAUGAAGCCCCAGGGGUGGCUUUGCCAAGCAGGAUGUAGGGUUUAAAUGGUUGACAGGAAUAGGAGCAGGCCUGGUUAAAACACACACACACUGAUGUGGUGAUAGAGAUGUGUAUUUAGGUGUAGUGUUAGUCUGAGUGCUCACAGUGUACUGUAACAGAUGAGCCUUCUUGUGGAUGACUUCCUCUUCUAUGUUCCCAGUCCGCAUCCCAAAUUACACCCUAUUUCCUGUAUAGUGCCUAUAGGGGUCUGGUCAAAAGUAGUACAUUAUAUACGGAAUAGGGUGCCAUUUGGGACACAUACUUUGUAAUGGAAUGUCCUCCAUCCCUAUUGUAUAUUCCUCCCAGUUAGUCAGUGAUGUGUAGGAUCUGUUCCUUAGAGGACAGCCUGAGGUAGGGCCAGUCAGUGAUGUGUAGGAUCUGUUCCUUAAGAGGACAGCCUGAGGUAGGGCCAGUCAGUGAUGUGUAGGAUCUGUUCCUUAAGAGGACAGCCUGAGGUAGGGCCAGUCAGUGAUGUGUAGGAUCUGUUCCUUAAGAGGACAGACUGAGGUAGGGUCAGUCAGUGAUGUGUAGGAUCUGUUCCUUAAGAGGACAGCCUGAGGUAGGGUCAGUCAGUGAUGUGUAGGAUCUGUUCCUUAAGAGGACAGCCUGAGGUAGGGCCAGUCAGUGAUGUGUAGGAUCUGUUCCUUAGGAGGACAGCCUGAGGUAGGGCCAGUCAGUGAUGUGUAGGAUCUGUUCCUUAAGAGGACAGCCUGAGGUAGGGCCAGUCAGUGAUGUGUAGGAUCUGUUCCUUAAGAGGACAGCCUGAGGUAGGGUCAGUCAGUGAUGUGUAGGAUCUGUUCCUUAAGAGGACAGCCUGAGGUAGGGUCAGUCAGUGAUGUGUAGGAUCUGUUCCUUAAGAGGACAGCCUGAGGUAGGGCCAGUCAGUGAUGUGUAGGAUCUGUUCCUUAAGAGGACAGCCUGAGGUAGGGUCAGUCAGUGAUGUGUAGGAUAUGUUCCUUAAGAGGACAGCCUGAGGUAGGGUCAGUCAGUGAUGUGUAGGAUCUGUUCCUUAAGAGGACAGCCUGAGAUAGGGCCAGUCAGUGAUGUGUAGGAUCUGUUCCUUAAGAGGACAGCCUGAGGUAGGGCCAGUCAGUGAUGUGUAGGAUCUGUUCCUUAGAGGACAGCCUGAGGUAGGGCCAGUCAGUGAUGUGUAGGAUCUGUUCCUUAGAGGACAGCCUGAGGUAGGGCCAGUCAGUGAUGUGUAGGAUCUGUUCCUUAGAGGACAGCCUGAGGUAGGGCCAGUCGGUGAUGUGUAGGAUCUGUUCCUUAAGAGGACAGCCUGAGGUAGGGCCAGUCGGUGAUGUGUAGCAUCUGUUCCUUAGAGGACAGCCUGAGGUAGGGCCAGUCGGUGAUGUGUAGGAUCUGUUCCUUAAGAGGACAGCCUGAGGUAGGGCCAGUCGGUGAUGUGUAGCAUCUGUUCCUUAGAGGACAGCCUGAGGUAGGGCCAGUCGGUGAUGUGUAGGAUCUGUUCCUUAGAGGACAGCCUGAGAUAGGGCCAGUCAGUGAUGUGUAGGAUCUGUUCCUUAGAGGACAGCCUGAGGUAGGGCCAGACAGUGAUGUGUAGGAUCUGUUCCUUAGAGGACAGCCUGAGGUAGGGCCAGACAGUGAUGUGUAGGAUCUGUUCCUUAGAGGACAGCCUGAGGUAGGGCCAGACAGUGAUGUGUAGGAUCUGUUCCUUAGAGGACAGCCUGAGGUAGGGCCAGACAGUGAUGUGUAGGAUCUGUUCCUUAGAGGACAGCCUGAGGUAGGGCCAGACAGUGAUGUGUAGGAUCUGUUCCUUAGAGGACAGCCUGAGGUAGGGCCAGACAGUGAUGUGUAGGAUCUGUUCCUUAAGAGGACAGCCUGAGGUAGGGCCAGUCAGUGAUGUGUAGGAUCUGUUCCUUAAGAGGACAGCCUGAGGUAGGGCCAGUCAGUGAUGUGUAGGAUCUGUUCCUUAGGGGACAGCCUGAGGUAGGGCCAGUCAGUGAUGUGUAGGAUCUGUUCCUUAGAGGACAGCCUGAGGUAGGGCCAGUCGGUGAUGUGUAGGAUCUGUUCCUUAGAGGACAGCCUGAGGUAGGGCCAGUCAGUGAUGUGUAGGAUCUGUUCCUUAGAGGACAGCCUGAGAUAGGGCCAGUCAGUGAUGUGUAGGAUCUGUUCCUUAGAGGACAGCCUGAGGUAGGGCCAGUCAGUGAUGUGUAGGAUCUGUUCCUUAGGGGACAGCCUGAGGUAGGGCCAGACAGUGAUGUGUAGGAUCUGUUCCUUAGAGGACAGCCUGAGGUAGGGCCAGACAGUGAUGUGUAGGAUCUGUUCCUUAGAGGACAGCCUGAGGUAGGGCCAGUCAGUGAUGUGUAGGAUCUGUUCCUUAGAGGACAGCCUGAGGUAGGGCCAGUCAGUGAUGUGUAGGAUCUGUUCCUUAGAGGACAGCCUGAGGUAGGGCCAGUCAGUGAUGUGUAGGAUCUGUUCCUUAGAGGACAGCUUGAGGUAGGGCCAGUCAGUGAUGUGUAGGAUCUGUUCCUUAGAGGACAGCCUGAGGUAGGGCCAGUCAGUGAUGUGUAGGAUCUGUUCCUUAGGGGACAGCCUGAGGUAGGGCCAGUCAGUGAUGUGUAGGAUCUGUUCCUUAGAGGACAGCCUGAGGUAGGGCCAGUCAGUGAUGUGUAGGAUCUGUUCCUUAGAGGACAGCCUGAGGUAGGGCCAGUCAGUGAUGUGUAGGAUCUGUUCCUUAGAGGACAGCCUGAGAUAGGGCCUGAGGUAGGGCCAGACAGUGAUGUGUAGGAUCUGUUCCUUAAGAGGACAGCCUGAGGUAGGGCCAGUCAGUGAUGUGUAGGAUCUGUUCCUUAGAGGACAGCCUGAGGUAGGGCCAGUCAGUGAUGUGUAGGAUCUGUUCCUUAGAGGACAGCCUGAGGUAGGGCCAGUCAGUGAUGUGUAGGAUCUGUUCCUUAGAGGACAGCCUGAGGUAGGGCCAGUCAGUGAUGUGUAGGAUCUGUUCCUUAGGGGACAGCCUGAGGUAGGGCCAGUCAGUGAUGUGUAGGAUCUGUUCCUUAGAGGACAGCCUGAGAUAGGGCCUGAGGUAGGGCCAGACAGUGAUGUGUAGGAUCUGUUCCUUAGAGGACAGCCUGAGGUAGAGCCAAAGACAGUACAGUAUGAAGAUUGGUGGAAACUGCUUCUCCAAUAGAAAACCCUAAUAACGCUUGUAGGUGACGUUGGCUAGCUAAGCUGAUGCGCAGGAAAACAUAAUUGGGUCUACCGGUCGUCUUGCGCCGAACUGAUUCAAAUCAAAGGCACUCCUUCGAUAUAAAGCAGUUUCUGACAAAUGAAAGUGUCAGUUUGUCACUGUCACGGGUUGGACUAAUAACAUGUUAAACUAUUUAAGACAUUAGCUCGAAUCUAGGUUGUGCCUUAUAGAUUUUGAGAAAAUGUAAUAAUUUAAGGAAUAAUUUUUUACUUCUUCACUCAUUGACUUCUCAUACCACGGCCUAGUCUGCUUCAAAUAAAAUACAAUUGCCAUAUGCGCCGAAUACGACAGGUGUAGACCUUACAGGGAAUGCUUACUUACAAGCGCUUAACCAGCAAUGCAAUUUUAAUAAAGAAUACCAAUUUUAUUUUUUAUAAAUUAAAGAAAUAACACAAAAUAAAAGUAACAAAUAAUUAAAGAGCAGCAGUAAAAAUAACAAUAGCGAGGCUAUAUACAGGGGGUACCGGUACCGAGUUAAUGUGGGGGGGCACUGGUUAGUCGAGGUAAUUGAGGUAAUAUGUACAUGUAGGUAGAGUUAUUAAAGUGACUAUGCAUAAAUAAUAAACAGAGAGUAGCAGCAGCGUAAAAGUGAGGGGGGGGGGCAUUUGAUUAGCCAUUUGACUAGAUGUUCAGGAGUCUUAUGGCUUUGGGGUAGAAGCUGUUUAGAAGCCUCUUGGACCUAGACUUGGUGCUCCGGUACCGCUUGCCGUGCGGUAGCAGAGAGAACAGUCUAUGACUAGGGUGGCUGGAGUCUUUGACAAUUUUUAGGGCCUUCCUCUGACACCGCCUGGUAUAGUGGUCCCAGUGAUGGACUGGGCCGUACGCACUACCCUCUGUAGUGCCUUGCGGUCGGAGGCCGAGCAGUUGCCAUACCAGGCAGUGAUGCAACCAGUCAGGAUGCUCUCGAUGGUGCAGCUGUAGAACCUUUUGAGGAUAUGAGGACCCAUGCCAAAUCUUUUCAGUCUCCUUAGGGGGAAUAGGUUUUGUCAUGCCCUCUUCACGACUGUCUUGGUGUGCUUGGACCAUGUUAGUUAGUUUGCUGGUGAUGUGAACACCAAGGAACUUGAAGCUCUCAACCUGCUCCACUACAGCCCCGUUGACGAGAAUGGGGGCGUGCUCGGUCCUCUUCUUUUUCCUGUAGUCCACAAUCAUCUCCUUGGUCUGUAUCGCAAGCGUUCCCAGAAGUCUUGUGAUGUUGUUCCUCUGGGUUUAGAAAAACUCUGUGGUUAGGGCCUAUUGUUUAUUAUAGGUCUGAAAUCUACACCUUAGGACAUGUUGAGGGCUACAAGUCACAGCACAGUAACACAAGCUAAGGCUGAGAGAGAUAACAAAUUCUUGUUCCUGCGUUUGCCCAGGAAGUUAUGUGGGUUUGACAGGGAUAGCAUAACGGCUAACGUUCUUCAACUGUCAGACAAAAGGUGUGAUGUUGAGUCUUGUUAGUUAGGUGAUAAACCGAGCUGACCAUGGUGGUGAAGGCCGGUGAUGGAGACUACAGGCAAAGCAAGUCUCACCCCUCUGAUUAGGAAAAUGUCCCAUUCCUUUCCUUAUGGAAAUAAAUGUCCCUCGAAAGGGUACCAAGAAAACAAGAUUUGAAUCCUGACUUUGAAAAGGCAAAUGUUGUGAAGUCAAGUAUGUUUUUUGCUUGAAGACCAACCUCUCUUCCUUUAUCAAUCUCCAUUUUCCUUAUAGCUGCUUUUAAAGCAUGGUGUGUACUCCAGUUGUCAGACUGAUAGCCUGGUGUGUAUCCAGUUGUCAGACUGAUAGCCUGGUGUGUACUCCAGUUGUCAGACUGAUAGCCUGGUGUGUACUCCAGUUGUCUGACUGAUAGCCUGGUGUGUAUCCAGUUGUCAGACUGAUAGCCUGGUGUGUACUCCAGUUGUCAGACUGAUAGCAUGGUGUGUACUCCAGUUGUCAGACUGAUAGCCUGGUGUGUACUCCAGUUGUCAGACUGAUAGCCUGGUGUGUACUCCAGUUGUCAGACUGAUAGCCUGGUGUGUACUCCAGUUGUCAGACUGAUAGCCUGGUGUGUACUCCAGUUGUCAGACUGAUAGCAUGGUGUUAAUUUCUGUUCAGUGAUAGUGUGAAAAGGAUGUCAGUCAGGUUGUUGUUGUUCUCUAUAGCAGAAAUUCAUCCACAGCAAUGCAGUUAUAAAUUAUCAUAUGCUGGAUGGACCUAAUAUGAUUUUGCAUCUAACUGUUCACAUGGCUCAUCUAUCAUUUCCAUACUUUUGUUUUGGAUAUUUUAUUAGAAUAUCCUUGGUGGCACAUGUUUGAUCAAGUCACUCCUCCAAUUUGAUUCACGAAGGAAUGGUAUGAUCCCCCCCCCCCCCCCCCCCCCCGUUGAGCCAGAUAGUCAUUGACUGUUACAGUAGUUAAUACACUGAACCUGAUGGGGACUGGUAGCUAAAAACUCAGAGCAGUGUGUUUCCCCCCUGACCUCGCCCCUCCUCUCCUCAGGGGAGCAUUGGCUGUUGGGUGAGGGACAGUUGGGAUAUAUUAAAUAUUGAGAUGGGGGUGGAAAGCCUUUGUGAAUGACUUGUCUCAGGUUACAAGCCAGCCAGGCAGGUAUGUGAGGCAGGCAGCCAGGCAGGCAGCCAGGCAGGUAUGUGAGGCAGGCAGGCAGCCAGGCAGGUAUGUGAGGCAGGCAGCCAGGCAGGUAUGUGAGGCAGGCAGCCAGGCAGGCAGCCAGGCAGGUAUGUGAGGCAGGCAGGCAGCCAGGCAGGUAUGUGAGGCAGGCAGCCAGGCAGGUAUGUGAGGCAGGCAGCCAGGCAGGCAGCCAGGCAGGUAUGUGAGGCAGGCAGGCAGCCAGGCAGGUAUGUGAGGCAGGCAGCCAGGCAGGUAUGUGAGGCAGGCAGCCAGGCAGGUAUGUGAGGCAGGCAGCCAGGCAGGUAUGUGAGGCAGGCAGCCAGGCAGUGAGGCUCCUUUUGAAAGGUGUUCUGAAUGCCUGUUGUCCCUCUCUCCCCCUCCCCUCUUCCGCAUUGUUGCCAUGGCAUUGUGUCGGGCCAGACCUGUUUGCCGACUGAGACCGCCAAACAUCACAACAAACCGCAGUAUGUGUAGUGGAGGAGGACAGUGACUAUCAUAUUUUACACCUCGGAGGGUUCUGGUCUAAAGUAGUGCACUAUAAAUUAAAGGGUGCCAUUUGGGACUUAACCCCUAAGUCAUAUUUAACAUUUAGUCCAUCCCACUGAUUAGUGGUAGUGAAUUUCAGGGAAUGUGGGUCUAGAAUAUAGUUGCCUUUUUGAUCUUGAUUGUUCCCAUUUCUCCAACUAGAAAGUGUGUAAAUUGAUUUAUUUGAGUGGAUUUGGUGAUAUUCUCCAUGGUGAUCCAUGUUAGAGCUCUCAGAAUCAUAGAAUAGCAGAAUCCUCAUCGCAGUGUAAAGUCAGAGGCUCACUGUCAUGAGAAGUGCAUUCCUCGCUUUGUUCUCUGCCAGAAACACGUUCUUAAGAAUUUGGAAAACAAACUGUUUCACAACACUCACUACUGUACACAAUCAAUUCACAACCUCAAACACUUCAAUGUGCCACGUUAAAUUGGUCCUGCAUUUGAUCAUAUCAUACAUGGGGUUAUAGACGUAGUCCUCACACAGUAAUGUUAUAGGGCCUAUCCUCUCCUCUCCACAAGCAUUCUGGUAUUCAGGAACUUGUUGUCUCUCAAAUCACAGCAUGGCCAUAGACAACCUGCCAGACAGACUGCCAGACAGACCGCCAGACAGUCUUAUUUGAUUUGUUUAGUAUUUUAUAGUAUUUACACAAGAUGGUCAUGGAGACGAGUUGCAUUACCAAUAAUCUGUCCUUUCUCCCGGCGUGUGUGCUUGUUAACUUCCCUUGAUGGAUUUGAAACUAAAUCACUGGUAGGCUAUAUGGAAACUCUCUAGGCCUUGCUUAGACCAAUCCAAUGCUUUUACAUUUGUGGGGAGUAGUGAAUGGGCACGUUCGAGCGGAUACAUUUUGUCUAGUAAGUGACCAUCGUUGGUCACCGCCUUUCAAAGUGUGACUCAAACAGGGAACCAAUUCUAAUGCUACAGGGGAUACAAAUGAAAGUGAUAUGAGACCUUCUCUCUAACCAAUGAAUUGUACACCCAUUUUAUGUUUUCAGUUUGAGUGUAUGAUUUGGGGGUAACAAAGGUUAUUUGACUUUUAUUUAUUUAUUUAAUAAACGUUUAUUAACAAUAGCAGCUAUGUUGACACUGCCACGUUGAUCAUAGCCUUGCUGCUGGAGGAAGGAGAGAUGAUUUUAGACAAAUGAGUACUACACAGCAGGAAGGAAUGGUAGAAGUGGAACUGCAGAGAGUGAGCGAGAGACCUUGCUUACUUAGUCAAAUAAGGGUGCGCCCUACCUGCCUGCCUAUCGCCUACCUGUGUGUAACUCUCCCCUUGGGUGUGGAGCUAAGGUACGUUCUACCGUACCUUACUUGUUUGUUUGUUUUUCACUUUUUUAUUUUUUUAUUUUUUAUAUUUUCAUAACUAUUUUCUUGAACUGCCUUGUUGGUUAAGGGCUUGUAACUAAGCAUUUCACGGUAAGCUCUACACCUGUUGUGUUCGGCGCAUGUGACAAAUACAAAUUUGAUUUUAUAAAAAUUGAAUAUACAGUGCAUUCGGAAAGUAUUCCCGACCCCUUGACUUGCUCCACAUUUUGUUACGUUACAGCCUUAUUCUAAAAUGGAUUAAAUGAACAUUUUCCCCUCAUCAAUCUACACUAAAUUCCCCAUAAUGACAAAGUGAAAACAGGUUUUUAGAAAUGUUUGCAAAUUUAUACAAAAUCCAAAGCAGAAAUACCUUAUUUACGUAAGUAUUCAGACCCUUUGCUAUGAGACUCGAAAUUGAGCUCAGGUGCAUCCUGUUUCCAUUGAUCAUCCUUGAGAUGUUUCUACAACUUGAUUUGGAGUCCACCUGUGGUAAAUUCAAUUGAUUGGACAUGAUUUGGAAAGGCACACACCUGUCUAUAUAAGGUCCCACAGUUGACAGUGCAUGUCAGAGCAAAAACCAUGCCUUGGGUUCGAAGGAAUUGUCCGUAGAAAUCCAAGACACGAUUAUGUCGAGGCACAGAUCUGGGGAAGGGUACCAAAACAAAAAAAUCUGCAACAUUGAAAGUCCCCAAGAACACAGUGGCCUCCAUCAUUCUUAAAUGUUAGAAGUUUGGAACCACCAAGACUCUUCCUAGAGCUGGCCACCCGGCCAAACUGAGCAAUCGGGGGAGAGGGGCCUUGGUCAAGGUGGUGACCAAGAACCCGAUGGUCACUCUGACAGAGCUCCAGAGUUCCUCUGUGGAGAUGGGAGAAGCUUCCAGAAGGACAACCAUCUCUGCAUCAUUCCACCAAUCAGGCCUUUAUGGUAGAGUGGCCAGAUGGAAACCACUCCUCAGUAAACGGCUCAUGACCGCCCGCUUGGAGUUGGCCAAAAGGCACCUAAAGGACUCUGACCAUGAGAAACAAGAUUCUCUGGUCUGAUGAAAGCAAGAUUGAACUCUUUGGCCUGAAUGCCAAGCGUCACGUUUGGAGGAAACCUGGCACCAUCCCUACGGUGAAGCAUGGUGGUGGCAGCAUCAUGCUGUGGGGAUGUUUUUCAGCGUCAGAGACUGGGAGACUAGUCAGGAUCGAGGGAAAGAUGAACGGAGCAAAGUACAGAGAGAUUCUUGAUGACAACCUGCCCCAGAGCUCUCAGGACCUCAAACUGGGGUGAAGGUUCACCUUCCAACAGGACAACGACCCUAAGCACACAGACAAGACAACGCACAAGUGGCUUCGGGACAAGUCCCUGAAUGUCCUUGAGUGGCCCAGCCAGAGCCCGGACUUAAACCAGAUCGAACAUCUCUGGAGAGACCUGAAAAUAGCUGUGCAGCGACGCUCCCCAUCCAACCUGACAGCGCUUGAGAGGAUCUGCAGAGAAGAAUGUGAGAAACUCCACAAAUACAGGUGUGCCAAGCUUGUAGCGUCAUACCCAAGAAGACUCGAGGCUGUAAUCGCUGCCAAAGGUGCUUCAACAAAGUACUGAGUAAAGGGUCUGAAUACUUAUGUAAAUGUGAUAUUUCCAUGUUUAAGAAAUAUAUAAAUUUACAGAAAUGUCUACAAACCCGUUUUUGCUUUGUCUUUAUGGGGUAUUGUGUGUAGAUUGAGGGGUAAAAUUUUUUUUAAUCCAUUUUAGGUCUGAAUACUUUCUGAAUGCACUGUACAUGCCACUUCCACUCCAUCCCAGACUAUUACAUCCUAAAGGUAUUUUCUAAGGUGUCUACUGUCUAGGGGAGAGGGAGACUUUGCACAGAUUUUAGUGAUGCUCAUUAUGAUUUAAACAUCACGUAGGCAUCUUCUUGCUUUAUCACGUAAGGUGAGUUGAAUUGUCCUGGAGUCCUUUUGUCACGUGGAAAACCUAAACUAACUUAAGUUGUUGUUGUGACAAAACCGAUAGCUACCCUACUGAUUUUGCUGACUCAUUCUGUCUAGGGGUCUUAGUCCUAGUUACAUGGUCUGUAACCUGACUUGAUGUGUGCUUAAAUGUGGGAAGUAAGUGUGUGUGCGACCAGGUGUUGAAUGUAUGUAUCCAGGAAACAGCCACUUUUCCUUAGGCCAGCUACUUACAUUUACAUUACAUUUUAGUCAUUUAGCAGACGCUCUUAUCCAGAGCGACUUACAGUUAGUGAGUGCAUACAUUAUAUAUAUUUUUAUUUUUUCAUACUGGGCCCCCCCGUGGGAAUCGAACCCACAACCCUGGCGUUGCAAACGCCAUGCUCUACCAACAUCCCCUGCCGGCCAUUCCCUCCCCUACCCUGGACGACGCUGGGCCAAUUGUGCGCCGCCCCAUGGGUCUCCCGGUCGCGGCCGGCUACGACAGAGCCUGGAUUCGAACCAGGAUCUCUAGUGGCACAGCUAGCACUGCGAUGCAGUGCCUUAGACCACUGCGCCACUCUUGACCUCUUGGUCGGCCAGUCCAAGCGGAUUAUUAUUUGUCCUAAUGGGGACGAAACAUACGUACAAAAAAUACAAAAAGGAGUGCCCAAAAUAACGACUCAAAAGGCGUCAUGGCCACCAAACAAAACCCAGCAGCCUCACGGCUCUGCCAGCUGGUUGUCUGACUGACAUCAGCUGAUGUGCUCGUCAAGGCUUCCUUCUAGCACAGCAUUUGGACAUGGUUGGUGCUGCCACCUGGGGGUGGAGUGUUGAAGUGUAUCCUGGUAGUAUGUUGCUAACACUAAACUACAUAACGUUAUCAAACAAAUUAAAAAAUAUAAAGUAGCCUAUGUUUUUUAUAAACUUUGUAAUGGGCCCAAAACACUUGUCAAUCAUGACCUUGUCUAGCGUGAAGAGGCUAAAAGACAUUGGUGCCAAAAUGCUAACACUGAGUACUUAGACAUUUUAGGUUGUUUGGCCAUUACCCAUUUUCGAGCUCUAAUCUAACAAGACAUUGAAAGCCUUAUGAGUUAACUAUAUUAUAGUGUGCUCUGUGUAUUAUGGUUAGUAGUAACCUAGAUUAUAUCAUGGCACAAACUGCUUACUUACAUGUUAUUGGCUCAAUAAAUACCCCAAGUUGGUGUGCUGCCAUUGCCGUUUUGGCUUUGGCAGUACAGUUGAGUGGACACGGGGCUGGGAGGAGAAGCGCGUUUUGAGUCGCGUUCCGUGGUUCAUUUCCAGCCACUGGUUUCUCACCUGAGCUGGAAUAAUGGCAGAAUGUCGACAUGGCAUUUCUGACUGUGGUGUCACUGUGAUUUUUUUUAAUGAUGUGUGUAGUUUUGGCAUGGGGUUGCCUACAGAACAGCAUAGUCACCUGAAGGGGCUGGCUGCAUCCCAAAUGGCCAUCUACAUAUACCCUAUAUAGAGCACUAGCCCUGGUCUGAAGAAGUGCGUCUAUAAAGGGAAUGGGGUUCCAUUUGAGACUCAACUGCUUUCUGUCUGUAGAAUGCUUCUGUGUCAGGGUUAAACAUGAGGAAUGCGGUCGCCACCUUGCUGAUCAAGCUCCAUUACCACCAUCUCCUUAAAACGGGUAGGGUUAGUGGUUAGUGACGGGGAAUGGAAAUUCACCUGGGGUAUUUGGCUAUAUUUCAAACCUGUCGGCUUUCCUUUUUAGGUUUUACGUAGGUGAAAGAUUGGGGAAAUUAUUUUAGUUUAGUUUUUGUUUCCGUCUAGUUUCUUUUUGUGGACUCAAGGUUUUAUCUUAUUUUUAUAGCGAAAGCAACAGUCUAUUUUUUGCUCAUGGUUAUACACUACAAUGCCAUAAGUAUGAGGACACAUGCUCGUCGAACAUCUCAUUCCAAAAUCAUAGGCAUUAAUAUGGAGUUGGUCCCCCCUUUGCUGCUAUAACAGCCUCCACUCUUCUGGAAAGGCUUUCCACUAGAUGUUGGAACAUUUACUGUGGGUACUGCAGCAAGAGCAUUCAUGAGGUCGGGCACUGAUUUUUUUUUUAUUUAUUUUUUUGUUGAUCUUUUUUUUUUUUUCACUGAUGUUGGGCGAUUAGACCUGGCUCGCAGUCGGCGUUACAUUUCAUUCCGAAGGUGUUAGAUUGGGUUGAGGUCAGGGCUCUGUGCAGGCCAGUCAAGUUCUUCCACACAGAUCUUGACAAUCGUCUAGCACAAACUAUGGAAAAACAGCCCCAGACCAUUAUUCCUCCUCCACCAAACUUUACAGUUGGCAUUAUGCAUUGGUGCAGGUAGCGUUCUCCUGGCAUCUGCCAAAACCCAGAUUCGUCCGUCGGACUGCCAGAUGGUGAAGUGUGAUUCAUCACUCCAGAGAACACGUUUCCACUGCUCCAGAGUCCAAUGGUGGCAAGCUUUACACUACUCCAGGUGACGCUUGGCAUUGCGCAUGGUGAUCUUAGGCUUGUGUGCGGCUGCUCGGCCAUGGAAACCCAUUUCAUGAAGCUCCCGACAAACAGUUAUUGUGCUGACGUUGCUUCCAGAGGCAGUUUGGUACUCAGUAGUGAGUGUUGCAACUGAGGACAGACAAUUUUUACACGCUUCAGCACUCAGCGGUCCCGUUCUGUGAGCUUGUGUGGCCAACCACUUCGCGGCUGAGCUGUUGUUGCUCCUAGACGUUUCCACUUCACAAUAACUGCAAUUACAGUUGACCGGGGCAGCUCUAGCAGGGCAGACAUUUGACCAACUGACUUGCUGGAAAGGUGGCAUCCUGUGACGGUGCCACGUUGAAAGUCACUGAGCUGUUCAGUACAGGCCAUUCUACUGCCAAUGUUUGCCAAUGCAUGGCUGUGUACUCGAUUUUAUACACACAUUUGAAGGUGUGUCCUUAUACUUUUGGCCAUGUAGUGUAUCUAGUAUGACAGCACAUGUAUCUUGUGUAUGACACGUGAUUUCUUUAGUGUCCUUUCCCUGUCAAAGAUCUAAGUGGACUUGACUGUUUAGUGUACUUCAAGUCCUCUGACAUGCUUUGUUAAUGUGAACUGAAACCAGUUUUGCUUUGGAAGAAUGAGUUGGCAAAAUAAUUAGCAAGGAUUAGUGGCUAUUUCAAAAUACUCCUUGAUGAAAAUUCUCUCUCUCCUCUCUCUCACUCGAUCUUUGCUCUCUCUCUCUCCUGUCCUCUCCCCCUGUCUUCUCCUCCCUCUCCCCUCGCCCCCCAUCCAUCCCCCCCAGUGAGCGACCUCCAGACGUUUCUCCACCAUGAGUCGGGAGCGAGUAGACUCCCAGGAGUCACUGGGGCCUGACGAUGAGGUCAUGCCGUAUAGUGACGACGAGACGGAUGAUGAGUUGGACCCCGGCUCAGACGAAGAGAGGCCCCCAGGGGGGCCACAGGCUGAAGAGCCCAAGAGCGCCGGUAAGAGACUGGGAGCAGACACUAGAGAAGAGCUGCACACACACACACACAGGAAGACACACACACACACACACACACACAGGCAAACACACACACACACAGACACACACACACACACAAACACACACACACACACAUCCAUUACAUUUUUUGUCAUUUAUCAGAAGCUCUUAUCCAGAGCGACUUACAGUUAGUGCAUACAUUUUCAUACUGGCCCCCCGUGGGAAACGAACCCACAACCCUGGCGUUGCAAGCACCAUGCUCUACCAACUGAGCUACAGGGGACUGUUUAUGAGGAAACACCCUUAAUAGUUGUGAUACCACCUUCGAUUCGUUUGGAAAUAUUCCAGUUUCACCAUUCAGCUGCCAUAUUCUUCAGGUUUGCCAACUGACUGUCUGUUCUUCUGUUUCCAGAGUCUGGUUGGAGAGUCAAAGCAAAUGACAGAGCCUUCUGUAACCUGCCAGAGUUUCAGAAAAAAUACUUUUUUUGUCUCAAGAAGAGCAAAUACGCAGUAAGUCCCCUCUCUCUCCCAGUUCCACCCAGGACUGCUGGUUCAAACCUAGGUCUUGUGCGUUAGGCACCACACGAAGACAAUGGACUGAAACAGGAAAGCUGUAACCUGGAAAUUGUUUUGUUUUCCGUUGUAAAAUGGUUUAAAACCUUUUCAGUUCCAUGCCCUAAUGAACACCACCCUAAUGAACACCACCCUAAUGAACACCAGCCUCAGACUGAGUAAAACUAAAUAUUUACUAAUGAAACAAGCUUUAUUUUUAGGAGUAAUGACAGUUGCUGGCAGGAGUGCGACCAUAAAGGACAAGACUCAGGUCGGCAGAAACCUAUCUCUGUAAUGUGCUUAGGAGGAGCUCGAUGUCGUCCCUUUAAACAAGCCCAUAUUUGAGUGUGGUAGCAGACAAAAUGCCAGUGCUAUGUUGAGCUUUUAUCCUUUUGGAUUGCCUCAUACACCACUGUGUGUGCUAUUACAUACUUUCCAAUGGCGGUAGUAGGUCCAGUGCAUCAUGGACAAUAAGGAAGUUUGUUCUUUUAUUUGAUCAGUUAUUCUGGUUGUUCCUACUUCCUCCUUACUGUGCUGAUGUGUCUGUCAUACUGGCCGGACCACUUUGUAUAUAAUACAAAGAUUCUUUAUUACAGCUCCAUAAAACACACAGACUGGGCUGAAAAUAACAAUGAGGUAUUUAUCAGAUGCCGAGGUAUUUAUCAGAUGCCCAGGUAUUUAUCAGAUGCCCAGGUAUUUAUCAGUUGCCCAGGUAUUAUCAGUGACUGCCAGACUGUGCCAGGACAGGACUCAUUGUUAGUCUGUGGUCUUUCCUUUCUGUGGCGAUAGAACUUCUUCUCUUUUGUGUUCAUUUACUUGUUAGUCACCAUUAGACGUCAUGUUACCACACUCCCUAGUGUCGAUCAUCAGAGAGUUAGCCUGAAAUCAAGGCUACCAUUUAUCGUAAUGAGGUGAUACGAAUCUCAUUCAGUUGUCUAAACAAACAAACAAAUGGGUAAAUAAAUACAUUUUCCAACUGGUGACCGAAGUAGUUUUUUGUGUUUGGGGUCAUCCCCCACAUGGAUAAACUGAUACCACAGUGGAGUUGACCUGUAUUCGAGGAGGAGUGCCACUGUUAACAGUUCGCCUGGUCCCAGAUCUGCCAAUCCUGCCAACUUCUAUGGGCGUUGUCACGUCACAAACAGAUCUGGGACCAGGCUAGUUAGAAUGCUAACUGCAGGCACAUUGUGGGACAAAGUACAGAUGUCAAACUAUGACUUAGGUAUUUUGUGACAUCUGAAAAUAGCUCCGCUUUUGUUUGCAGCUAGUGAUCUGUGGUUGUGCGCUCUGCCUGCGGUAAGGCAUUGGGACAUUGGAAAUUCCCUGUACACAGUAGACACUCCCAUAAAAACCAACACCUCACCUGUUUCUUCGGUUAAUAACUCUUCCUUAAAGGAACGGACAGAGCAAGUGUAGGUGUUUUUGUUUGUAACUAAAUGUGCCGCUUUCCCUGGUUUUUAAAUAAAUCAUGAAAAUAAAGAGCAGAGAGGCUGGGCUAUAGACAUUCAGACACUCCCUUUCAGCACCACUCCUAAGCACCACUCCUAAGCCCCGCUCUUAUCCUUAAUGGUACUUAACCUAAGCUGCUGUUUCCACUUACCCUUGGUUAAAGACUGCUCUUUAUAAAGUCACUGACCACUACACCGGUGUCCUAGUCCCACUCUGCUCUUUUUACUUAUUAGUCACGUUCUAGGACACAUGGAUGCGUCUCAAAUGGCACUCUAUUCCCUUAUAUACUGAACUACUUUUCUGCCCUGGUCAAAAGUAGUGCACGUUAUAGGAAAUAGGUUGUCAUUUGGGACUGGGGUUUAGAAGAGUGGUUUUGUCUAAUCGUUUCUGCUGUUUUGUUGUUUAUGCGAAUUGGCAUGGAAAGUUCUACCUAGUGUGACAGAGGGAGAGAGAAGAGAACUGUUCCACCCCAGAAUACCACACACACGGAAGAUGUGUUCUAGCCGCACCUAGGGGAAUGCACACACACACGGAAGAUGUGUUCUAGCCGCACCUAGGGGAAUGCACACACACAUGGAAGAUGUGUUCUAGCCGCACCUAGGGGAAUGCACACACAACUACAUUUACAUUUUAGCUACUGUACUGGAGUGUGAAUUCAUUAUAAUAAUUGGUCAUUUAGCAGACGCUCUUAUCCAGAGCGACUUACAGGAGCAAUUAGGGUUAAGUACCUUGCUCAAGGGCACAUCGACAGAUUUUUCACCUAGUCGGCUCAGGGAUUAGAACCAGCGACCUUUCGGUUACUGGCACAACGCUCUUAACCACUAAGCUACCUGCCGCCCCAGGAACCAGAGGACUGCCUGUUAACAUAGAACUUCCCUAAAGUCUCCCUGAUGUUAAUGGCCAUAAUAGUCUAAACCAGUCUGUAUCCGUAAAGCCUUUCUGUCUUCCCAGAAACCUUUAGUAAAAGCAGAGUUUGUAUGUAUAAGAGCCUCAAGUCUCUAUAUGGACAUUAAAGUGGAGAUUUUCUCCCUGUUUUGAUUUAACCGUGUUUAUGUACCUUUCUUUAGUUCAUCUUCUGACCAAAUGCGUUGUUGUUUUGUGCCCUAAGGGGAAUGGAAUCAAGACGUACAAAUACAACGCCUUGACCUUCAUCCCACUGAAUCUGUUCGAGCAGUUCAAACGAGCUGCCAACCUUUACUUUCUGGCCCUGCUGAUCUUACAGGUAAGUCUGCUAAAAACCGCUGCGUUACAGCCAGCGUUGAAUAAUAACUGAUUACAACGAUCUUCAGCGGUAGACCGUGGGGUUCCAUUUUUAGCAAAGAGUCUUCUGUCAGACAUCCCAGAUCAUGCUACAGUAUGGAAGGAAUCAAAUCUAUACAAUUUUGUCAGAUGCUUGGUAAACAACAGGUGUAGACUAACAGGGAAAUGCUUACUGACGGGUCCUUUUCCAACGAUGCAGAGUUAAAGAUAAAUAAAAUAAAAUAGAAAUAGUGACACGAGGAAACAAUUUUUUGCCCCUUCCUCUGACACCGCCUGGUAUAGAGGUCCUGGAUGGCAGGGAGCUAAGUGAUGGACUGGGAAGGAGUGAGCUUGUGUUGUUUUUUGUGAUGCGAGCAGUUUAAACUAAUUAUUAUAAAAAAAUAUAUUCACAUUUUAAAUUUCAACCCCCUUUUCUCCCCAAUUUCGUGAUAUCCAAUUACGAUCUGGUCUCAUCGCUGCAACUCUCCAACAGGCUCGGGAGAGUUAAAGGUUGAGUCAUGCGUCCUCCGCAACAUGACCCGCCAAGCCGCGCUACUUCUUAUCACCCGCUCGCUUAACCUGGAAGCCAUACGCACCAAUGUGUCGGAGGAAACGCCGUUCAACUGACGACUGAAGUCAGCUUGCAGGCACCCGGCCCGCCACGAGGAAACGCUAGAGUGCGAUGAGCCAAGGAAAGUCCCCCGGCCAAAACCUCCCCUAACCUGGACAACGCUGGGCCAAUUGUGCGCCGCCCUAUGUGACUCCCGGUUAACACUGAUGCAGUGCCUUAGAACACUGCACCACUCGGGAGGCCCCAGUUUAAACUAAUUUACAUAGCAUUUACAUCACAUUUUAAAUCUAUGCCGCAUUGUUACAAGCUGGCACUUAACGAACUAUAAACAAGCAGGAAAACGUACAUCCAGAGACUGCUUUUCUGGUUGCCGGCGAUUUAAGACACGCGAUGCCCAACUUCCAUCAUCACGUGUCCUUCGCCACUAGGGGCAAUAAAGUCCUGUUAUUCUACCCACAAGCAAGCUUACAAAGGCCCUCCCUCGUCUGCCAUUCGGCAAAAUCCGAUCAAGACUCCCUACUCCUGUUUACAAGCAGAAGCUCAAACAGGAAGUACCCGUGACUCGCUUCGUUGAGAAAUGGUCACCAGAAUCAGGGAUUAUGCUACAGGACUGCUUUGGUAGCGCUGAUUUGAAAUACAGGUAUGUUUCGAGACUCCGCCGAUUUUAAUAUUGACGAGCUAACCACCUCAGUCACCGGCCUUAAUUAGGAAAUGCAUGGGCGACCUUGUCCCCCACAGUGAAGGUUCCUGGAUUAAUACAGAGGUUGGCACUAAAGGACAGGGCUGUGAGCCUGAGGCUAUGGCUGAGGACAGGAAUACCUACAGGAAGUCCCACUACGACCUCCGCAGAUUCAUCAAACGAGCAAAAGGGCAAUAUAGGAAUAAGGUGGAAUCAUAUUACACAGGCUCUGACACCUGAAUGUGGCAGGGGCGACAGACCGUUACGGAUUCCAAAGGAAGACCCAGCCGUGAUCUGACCAAUGAUGUCUCUCUACCAGACAGAUUCGACGCAUUUUAUGCACCCUUUGACAACAACAACAUCGUGGUGGGGGUGAGGGCCGCCACCGACCCAGAGGAUUGGACAUGCGGACAGCCCAGUACAUCACUGGGGCCGAGCACCUUACCCCUAUGCAUAUCUACCUGUAUCACUCCAGUAUCCCUGCACAUUGUUAAUAUGGUAUUGGAACUGACCCUGUAUAUAUAGUCACCUUACCCCUAUGCAUAUCUACCUCCAUCACUCCAGUAUCCCUGCACAUUGUUAAUAUGGUAUUGGAACUGACCCUGUAUAUAGUCACCUUACCCCUAUGCACAUCUACCUGUAUCACUCCAGUGUCCCUUUACAUUGGAAAUAUGGUACUGGAACUGACCCUGUAUAUAUAAUGUUUACCCCUAUGCAUAUCUACCUCUAUCACUCCAGUAUCCCUGCACAUGGGAAAUAUGGUAUUGGAACUGACCCUGUAUAUAGUCACCUUACCCCUAUACAUAUCUACCUCUAUCACUCCAGUGUCCCUUUACAUUGUUAAUAUGGUACUGGAACUGACCCUGUAUAUAUAAUGUUUACCCCUAUGCAUAUCUACCUCUAUCACUCCAGUAUCCCUGCACAUGGGAAAUAUGGUACUGGAACUGACCCUGUAUAUAGUAUGCUUACUUACUUUCUCAUGUUCAACACACAGGACCCUGGCCUAAGCAGUGAUGAAGCAUUGUUGGUCAACAGAAACCGCAGGGCAAUAAAGAUGGGGCAUUUAUAAUCAGAUUAUUCCUGCGGUCACCACGCUGCCUUGAAACUUUUAACAUGUUGGAUAAAGGAAUAGAUUAUGUGAUAUUAAUGCACUUUUUAUUAUUAUUCACCAGAUUAUUCCUGAGAUCACCACGUUGCCUUGGUACACCACCUUAGUGCCUUUAGUCCUGGUGUUGGGAAUCACAGCCAUCAAAGACCUGGUGGACGAUCUGGUGAGUGACUCCAUCCUAUCUCUUCCCGCUGGCUGCAUCUCAAUUCUCCAACCUUCUCCCAAAGUGUGCAUUUGUAAACACUCCCCAUCAUGGAUUUAUAAGCAUAGGAUUUGGUGUAAGCGUUGGCGAGAAGUUUUCUUGAAGUAUGCAAAGGGGGGGGAAAAAAAGUGGGAAAAUCAGGACAUGGCCACUGUCCAGACUCUGUUAAUUUCACUCAACCACUGGUGUCCUACGGAUGAGACGGACCAAGAAAAAUGUCUCUUUUUCGUUGAUAGCAUGUGCAGUACACUCCAUUUGUGAAGAGAACAUUGUGGUCCAUUUAUCUAGUGCUGAACCCUGGUUGGUGUUUUCCCUUCCCCUCCAACAGGCCCGCCACAGGAUGGACAACGAGAUCAAUAACAGGAAGUGUGAGGUCCUCCUGGAUGGCAGGUAAUGACUAUGAACCAUAGAGAUGGAUAGAGAUCACUACUUCGAUAUAACCAGUUUUAGCAUGGGCGGCUCCUUGAGGGUUUACACAAUUUUUUUAAAUAGUCAACUGGGGUGCGACUUCCAAUGUUUUUAAGGAAGGAUCACAUAAUUCCGUCCAGGUCAUCAGGAGGGAUCAGCCAAUGAAUUACACUUGUGAGCAAACAUUCCAUAACUGCAGAGGGCAGUAAAUCGGCGACCUUGGCUGUAUACCUUUUCAAACAACACGUUCCAGGUGGCAGUAUGCACCCUUUUCAGUUUGUUUACCAACUCCUAGAAGUAAUAGAAGAAGAAAAUUGACUACGGCGAAAUGGAGAUGACCUCGAUGGCUCUGCCGACCUCUGACCCCAUAAUGGGACAGAUACAAAUAAGCUUUGUCUAUCUUAAGUCUAUGGUCUGAACUUAGAAACUAUAACAGUGUUAUGUCUUUUUCACAGUGUUGUGGGAACAAUGUUCAAUUGAUUAGAUAGGUCAUUAUUGGUGCUGCAGAGUCUGAAUAACAAGGAUUCCAGUAUGUCGAGGGAGCUCACUGAGGUUUAUCUUAGAAUGAUUGAUAGGUGUAAUAUACUGACUUGGGGUACAAGGUAAUACCAUCCAAGAAGGGAGUGCCAACUGAUGGUUAACAGAUGUUGUUGAAGAAACGUGUAAAACAUGAAGUGUAUAAACUAAGAGAUUUCCUUUGUUCAGUGGUUGUGGAUGACGAGGCCAAAGCAUGUGCCGUUUGUUAGACGAACCACGGUACCGUGUCUAUUAACUAUUUGUAUGAACUCUCCAUAUAAGUGUUUUAAGUAUAUUCUUGCAUCCUGAAUUACUUGAUACCCGAGAAACUCAACAUAACAGAUAGUAUUGUGUUCUAUAUCUGUGGGUCUGGAUCUCCGCAGUUCCAUAGUGCAACAGCAUACCAUUUUUUAUGUCUUAAAUAGUUUUUGUUGUAAUGUCUGUGCUAUGCAUCAAGACAAACUUCAUGUUUUGAACAUCUGAAUAGCUGACUGAAACUUUUUUUCCAAACCAGGUUUCAAGUGUCGAAGUGGAUGAAUAUCCAUGUCGGUGAUGUGGUUCGUUUGAAGAAAAAUGAUCACAUCCCGGUAAUGUCACACAUUUUGUUCUCUGGCUAUAAACCAAACCAGCCAUUAUAUAAUUCAGUUACAGUAUUUUGAUCUAUUUGCUUUUCGUUUUCACUCAGGCCGACAUUCUGUUGUUGUCCAGUUCAAACCCCAACAGUCUUUGCUAUGUUGAAACAGCCGAGCUCGACGGGUAAGAUGUUCUCCAAUAAAUGUUUAUUUAUGGUUCUGUCCCAAAUGGUAUUAUAUUCUCCUAUAUAGUGCACUACUUUUUUGACCAGUGCCAUAUGGGCCAUUGGUCAAAAGUAGUGCGCUAUCCCGUAUAGGGAAUACAGUGCCAUUUGGGACACAGACCAGGUCUUAAAACCUUCUUUUUUUUGUGUAAUCUGUAAUUUCAUAUUGCGUUUGUCAGUAACUACCCCUUAGUGACAUGAGAAAUUACGUUGCCAGAACGUGCUUUUGUGUAAACAUUAAAAUGUAGAGGUGAAGUGAGAUAAAAAAGGUUUUGACUUGUCACCGGCUGCUUCAGCCUGUAGAUUAGAUAACUCGUUAGUCAAACAAUACUAUCAAAAGCCCAGCAUGGUUCAGUUAAGGAUCAGGUUAUUGUCCCUGUGUACAAUGUACAGAUGUUGCUGUUUUUAUAUACUGGAUUUGUGCCCGAAAAGUCCACUGAAAUGUCAAUGUACAUUUAUUGUUUUGCAGGGAAACCAAUCUGAAGUUUAAAAUGGGUCUGAAAGUGACAGACGAGAGACUGCAGGAGGAGCGCCAGCUGGCACAGUUUGAUGGUAAUAUACUGCUGUACUAUAAAGUGUGUACUGGCCGCCUUUACUAACCGAUAACGUUAGAUACUGUACAUUUAUUUACUUAUGUGUGGUGGGUCUUAAGAUGAAUGCACUAACUGUAAAUCGCUACAAAAUCAAAUGAUGUAAACUGUAAAUCGCUCUGGAGAAGAGCACCUGCAAAUGACAAAAAUUUAAUAUAAAAUGUGUGUAUUUUGGAGAGGGGGUGGGAGAGAGAAUCCCCAUUCAGCCAUGAUAGUGAGUCACUGUUCCCUUGGUUCUCCAUAGCCAUGAUAGUGUGGGGGUUACGUGUUCCCGUUGUUUCCCCCAUACAGCUUUGAUAGUUGAGAGUCACUGUGUCCCUUGUUUCCCCAUACAGGCAUGAAUAGUGAGGUCACUGUUCCCUUGUUUAUCCCCAUACAGGCAUGAUAGUGAGGGUCACUGUUCCCUUGUUCCCUCCCCCAUACAGGCAUGAUAGUGUGUGGUUACUGUUCCCUUGUUCCACCAGACAGCCAUGAUAGUGAGGCACUGUUUCCUUGUUCCCCCAUACAACAGCCAUGAUGGUUGUGUGUUACUGUUCCCUUGUUUCCCCCAUACCAGGGCAAUGAUAGUGUGUUGGUUACUGUUCCCUUGUUUCCCCAUACACCAUGAUAGUGUGGGUGGUUACCUGUUCCCUUGUUUCCCCCAUACAGCCAGAUAGUGUGUGGUUACUGUUUCCCUUGUUUCCCCAUACAGCCAUGAUAGUGAGGUCACUGUUCCCUUGUUUCCCCAUUCAGCCAUGAUAGUGAGGUCACUGUUCCCUUGUUUCCCCAUUCAGCCAUGAUAGUGAGGUCACUGUUCCCUUGUUUCCCCAUUCAUCCAUGAUAGUGAGGUCACUGUUCCCUUGUUUCCCCAUACAGCCAUGAUAGUGAGGUCACUGUUCCCUUGGUCUCCAUACAGCCAUGAUAGUGAGGUCACUGUUCCCUUGUUUCCCCAUUCAUCCAUGAUAGUGAGGUCACUGUUCCCUUGUUUCCCCAUACAGCCAUGAUAGUGAGGUCACUGUUCCCUUGGUCUCCAUACAGCCAUGAUAGUGAGGUCACUGUUCCCUUGUUUCCCCAUUCAGCCAUGAUAGUGAUGUCACUGUUCCCUUGUUUCCCCAUUCAGCCAUGAUAGUGAGGUCACUGUUCCCUUGUUUCCCCAUUCAGCCAUGAUAGUGUGUGGUUACUGUUCCCUUGUUUCCCCAUACAGCCAUGAUAGUGUGUGGUUACUGUUCCCUUGUUUCCCCAUACAGCCAUGAUAGUGAGGUCACUGUUCCCUUGUUUCCCCAUUCAGCCAUGAUAGUGAUGUCACUGUUCCCUUGUUUCCCCAUUCAGCCAUGAUAGUGAGGUCACUGUUCCCUUGUUUCCCCAUUCAGCCAUGAUAGUGUGUGGUUACUGUUCCCUUGUUUCCCCAUACAGCCAUGAUAGUGUGUGGUUACUGUUCCCUUGUUUCCCCAUACAGCCAUGAUAGUGAGGUCACUGUUUCCCUUGUUUCCCCAUUCAGCCAUGAUAGUGAGGUCACUGUUCCCUUGUUUUCCCAUUCAGCCAUGAUAGUGUGUGGUUACUGUUCCCUUGUUUCCCCAUUCAGCCAUGAUAGUGUGUGGUUACUGUUCCCUUGUUUCCCCCAUACAGCCAUGAUAGUGUGUGGUUACUGUUCCCUUGUUUCCCCCAUACAGGCAUGAUAGUGUGUGGUUACUGUUCCCUUGUUUCCCCAUUCAGCCAUGAUAGUGUGUGGUUACUGUUCCCUUGUUUCCCCAUACAGCCAUGAUAGUGUGUGGUUACUGUUCCCUUGUUUCCCCAUUCAGCCAUGAUAGUGAGGUCACUGUUCCCUUGUUUCCCCAUACAGCCAUGAUAGUGUGUGGUUACUGUUCCCUUGUUCCCCCAUACAGCCAUGAUAGUGAGGUCACUGUUCCCUUGUUUCCCCAUACAGCCAUGAUAGUGAGGUCACUGUUCCCUUGUUUCCCCAUACAGCCAUGAUAGUGAGGUCACUGUUCCCUUGUUUCCCCAUACAGCCAUGAUAGUGAGGUCACUGUUCCCUUGUUUCCCCAUACAGCCAUGAUAGUGUGUGGUCACUGUUCCCUUGUUUCCCCAUACAGCCAUGAUAGUGAGGUCACUGUUCCCUUGUUUCCCCAUUCAGCCAUGAUAGUGAGGUCACUGUUCCCUUGUUUCCCCAUUCAGCCAUGAUAGUGAGGUCACUGUUCCCUUGUUUCCCCAUUCAUCCAUGAUAGUGAGGUCACUGUUCCCUUGUUUCCCCAUACAGCCAUGAUAGUGAGGUCACUGUUCCCUUGGUCUCCAUACAGCCAUGAUAGUGAGGUCACUGUUCCCUUGUUUCCUCCCCAUUCAGCCAUGAUAGUGAGGUCACUGUUCCCUUGUUUUCCCCAUUCAAGCCAUGAUAGUGAGGUCACUGUUCCCUUGUUUCCCCAUUCAGCCAUGAUAGUGUGGUUACUGUUCCCUUGUUUCCCCCAUACAGCCAUGAUAGUGUGUGGUUACUGUUCCCUUGUUUCCCCCAUACAGCCAUGAUAGUGUGGUCACUGUUCCCUUGUUCCCCCAUACAGCCAUGAUAGUGUGUGGUUACUGUUCCCUUGUUUCCCCAUACAGCCAUGAUAGUGUGGUCACUGUUCCCUUGUUCCCCCAUACAGCCAUGAUAGUGUGUGGUUACUGUUCCCUUGUUUCCCCCAUACAGCCAUGAUAGUGUGUGGUUACUGUUCCCUUGUUUCCCCCAUACAGCCAUGAUAGUGUGUGAGGAGCCGAACAACCGUUUGGAUAAGUUCACUGGGACCAUGCGCUGGAGGAAGGACCGGUUCCCUCUGGAUCUGGACAACAUGAUGCUGAGAGGAUGCAGGAUCAGAAACACGGAUGAGUGUCACGGACUGGUCAUCUUCGCAGGUAUAUACCUCACACACACACACACACACACACACACAGCAUUUCACUGUUAGUCCACACCUGUUGGUUACGAAGCAUGUGACGAAUAACUUUUUUGAUUUGACACACCCACCACACACAGACAUCUUUUCAGGUAAAUACGUCACACACCUUUUCAAAUAUUUCACACACCAACAACAUGGGCAUGCAAUAAUGUAAAUAUGCCGUCUUGGACUUCAUCUCAUGCAAAACCCCUUACUCAUCUGUUUGUUGACUGUUUUGAUGUAGGCGCUGACACUAAAAUCAUGAGGAAUGGUGGUAAGACCAGGUUCAAGAGGACUAAAAUCGAUGAAUUGAUGAACUACAUGGUGUACACUGUAAGUGAUAUUAAAUCAUCCACUACACCUCACAAUAUUUCACCCUUUUAUGAAAUUGAGUCUGUUAACAGCCAUUUACAUCAGAGCGCAACGUAUGUUGAACGCUGAAUGAGAGACCUCGGUUUAUUGUUUUUUGUGUAAAGUUGUGACAGUGUUUGCUCGCAAAGCUUGGUUUAUGUAUUUUGUUUUUAUGGGAUUUUGGAUCACAUAACGCAGUUAUUUUCAGUUGCUGUGACUGCUACUGUCUGUCCCGGGAUCCUGCCAGACCAAAAAGUCUGAAGUUGUUUGCCGUAGCUAGCUACUAGCCUAGCUGAUAGCUCUCAGUAUCAAGCUAGCAGGGUUUGUGUGUGCUGUUUUCGUUCACUUAGUUGAGAAUUCCCUGUAAGGAGAGCGACACGGAAACACGGCUAGCCUAGCUAGCCGGCGGUCUCAAAUGGAGGUCGCUAUUGAACGUUUUCAACGCUGCAGGAGCUGUGUUUAUUUUUGCUCUAUUCCUGGACAAUGUGGACCGCCCGGUCUUUCAAUGUAUCCACUGUUUGCUUGCAGAGGACUACAGGGGCGAAGUGGCUACUUUUAGCAAACAAGUUAAUGAAUUUACACAAGCUCCUGGGGGAAUCCUACACAAGCUACUGGUCAAUAUUUAGGUCACCCAGAAAAUAGACCUCUCUAUUGAUAUCGCAUACAUUAUCAAGCAUUUCACACAUUAUGUAGAAACUAAGAGGUCCUAUGUCGAUGUAAAGAAUAUUUGCUGGUGUGUAAUGGGGAGCAUCCAGACACUACACUUGACACAUUUACGAAAUGUCUUACUCCAGUUACUAAUAAGCAUGCACCCAUUAAUAAAAUGACUGAGAACAAAAAUAAGAAACUAUACUAUGAAACAAAGAUAAAUUAUAUAAAGAAUAAUAGUAAAAAGCUUUGGAGCACCUUAAAUGAAAUUUUGGGCAAAAAGGCAAACUCGGCUCCAUCAUUCAUUGAAUCAGAUGGCUCGUUCAUCACAAACCCACUGAUAUUGCCAACUACUUUAAUAAUUUUUUCUUUGGCAAGAUUAUCAAACUCAGGCAUGACAUGCCAGCAACAAACGCUGACACUACACAUUCAAGUAUAACUGACCAAAUUAUGAAAGACAAGCGUUGUAAUUUUGAAUUCUGUAAUGUGAGUGUGGAAGAGGUGAAGCAAUUAUUGUUGUCUAUCAACAAUGACAAGCCACCGGGGUCUGACAACCUGGAUGGAAAAUUACUGUAGAUGAUGGCGAACAAUAUUGCCACUCCCAUUUGCCAUCUCUUCAAUCUAAGCCUACAAAAAAGUGUGUGGCCUCAGGCCUGGAGGGAGGCAAAAGUAAUUCCGCUACCCAAGAAUAGUAAAGCCCCCUUUACUGGCUCAAAUAGCCGACCAAUCAGCCUGUUACCAACCCUUAGUAAACUUUUUAGAAUGCAGAUACAAUGCUAUUUUACAGUAAAUAAAUUAACAGACGUUCAGCACGCUUAUAGGGAAAGGCAUUCAACAUGCACAGCACUUACACAAAUGACUGAUCGGCUGAGAGAAAUUGAUGAUAAAAAGAUUGUGGGGGCUGUUUUGUUAGACUUCAGUGUGGCUUUUGACAUUAUCGAUCAUAGUCUGCUGCUGGAAGAACUUAUAUGUUAUGGCUUUACACCCCCUGCUAUAUUGUGGAUAAAGAGUUUCCUGUCUAACAGAACACAGAGGGUGUUCUUUAAUGGAAGCCUCUCCAACAUAAUCCAGGUACAAUCAGGAAUUCCCCAGGGCAGCUAUGUAGGCCCCUUACUGUUUUCAAUCUUUACUAAUGACAUGCCACUGGCUUUGAGUAAAGCCAGUGUGUCUAUGUAUGUGGAUGACUCAACACUAUACAAGUCAACUACUACAGUGAGUGAAAUCACUGGAACACUUAACAAUGAGCUGCAGUCAGUUUCAGAAUGGGUGGCAAGAAAUACAUUUAUCCUAAAUAUUUCAGAAACUAAAAGCAUUGUGUUUGGGACAAAUCAUUCACUAAAGCCUAAACCUCAACUAAGUCUUGUAAUGAAUAAUGUGGGAGUUGAGCAAGUUGAGGAGACUAAACUGCUUGGAGUAACCCUGGAUUGUAAACGGUUAUGGUCAAAACCAGCGGAGGCUGCUGAGGGGAGAACGGCUCAUAAUAAUGUCUGGAAGGGACCAAAUGGAAUGGCAUCAAACACCUGGACACCAUGUGUUUUUAUGUAUUUAAUACCAUUCCAUUGAUUCCACUCCAGCCAUUACCAUGAGCACGUCCUCCUGUGGUCAAAACAUAUUGAAGCAACAGUAGCUAAAAUGGCGAGAGGUCUGUCCAUAAAGCGCUGCUGUGCCGCCUUAACGACAAUCUCAACAAGGCAGGUCCUACAGGCCCUAGUUUUGUCUCACCUGGACUACUGCCCAGUCGUGUGGUCAGGUGCCACAAAGAGGGACCUCGGAAAAUUACAACUGGCCCAGAACAGGGCAGCACAGCUGGCCCUUAAAUGUACACAUAGAGCUUACAUUGAUAAUAUGCAUGUCAUUCUCUCAUGGCUCGAAGUAGAGGAGAGAUUGACUUAAUCACUACUUGUUUUUGUAAGAAGUGUUGACAUGCUGAAUGCACCGAGGUGUCUGUUUUUUAAACUACUAGCACACAGCUCGGACACUCACGCAUACCCCACAAGACAUGCCACCAGAGGUCUCUUCACAGUCCCCAAGUCCAGAACAGACUAUGGAAGGCACACAGUUCUACAUAGAGCCAUGACUACAUGGAACUCUAUUCCACAUCAAGUGACUCACAGAAGCAGUAAAAUCACAAUAAAAAAAUACACCUUAUGGAACAGCGAGGACACACACCGGUACAAACACACACAUACAAACACACACACACAUACACACAAUAGACAAAUAUACAUGGAUUGUGUGUUGUAGUAGCGGCCGGAGGGCACACUCUUAAUGUAUUGUGAAAUCUGUUGUAAAAUGUAUUUUAAUGUUUAAAAAUUGUAUUAUAAGGUACAUUACUGCCUUAAUUUUUGCUGGACCCCAGGAAGAGUAGCAGCUGCUCCGUAAUAAAUACAAAUAGAGAUGGAAAAAUAGAGCGAGUGGAAACGCUGUCGAAAAGCUGAUUCAAUUCCUUCUCUUCCCCUCUCCAGAUCUUUGUAAUCCUGGUCCUGUUGUGUGCUGGCCUGGCCAUCGGAAACACCUUCUGGUAUGAGGAGGUAGGCAGCAAAGCCUGGUAUCUGAAUGACGGUAAGGACCAGACUGCUUCUUACAGAGGUUUCCUCAGCUUCUGGGGAUACAUCAUCGUGCUCAAUACCAUGGUGCCCAUCUCCCUCUACGUCAGGUGAGUAUAGAAAUAGAAUCAAAGACGCAUUGACUUGAAUAGGGAUACCUGUUCUAAUAAUGAUGUGUCUCUGGGUGAGUCACUCUCAAACCCAGGCAAGUGUUCAGUAGGGCACGUCGUAGCAAAACUUUUUGCAACGGAAAACAGAAAUCGGUGUUCUUAUUGGAACAAGUUUGUGUAGAACUUCGCUGUUUUUAUUCUGUUUCAAAACGUUUUCUGCCUACUGCACACGACCAAGCUCUUUAUUGUACCGUCUACCACCUGCUUUUACAGAGGGCUUUAUUUAGUCAAAGAAUCAGAACUGUCAUAUUAUCUCUUAGUAUCUAGUAUCCUAACACCCAUGUACCUGAGGUAGUAGUAAUAAUAAUAAUAGUGAAUUGAGUCAUGAUGAGAGUAUUUCAGGUCCCCCCUUACAAAAUAGGUUUCUAAUCAAGGGUCUUUCCUGAUUUUUUAAAUAAAGGUUAAAUAUAUUUCCAAUUUCCUCUGUCCAGUGUGGAGGUGAUUCGUUUGGGCCAGUCUAAGUUCAUCAACUGGGACCUUCAGAUGUAUUACCAGGAGAAAGACACCCCAGCCAAGGCCCGCACCACCACCCUCAACGAACAACUGGGUCAGAUCGAAUACAUUUUUUCAGACAAAACCGGUACCCUCACACAGAACAUCAUGGCCUUCAAGAAGUGCACCAUCGCUGGACGCACCUUUGGUAAGACUAAUUGUUUUAUCCUGGCUAUAAUGUAGCCUGGUGUUCCCAGAUCUGAUUGUGCUGUCAUUGUCAAGGUUGUUGUCAUUGCCAAAUGACCAUUUAAGGUCUGGUACCUCAAGUCUUGCUUGAAUGGACAUCAUGGUCAACUCUGCAUUGUUUUGAACUAAACAGAUUUCACCUGUAAACAUUGUUUAGAAGCUUGUGUUAUGACAUGAUUAUUAAUAUAUUUUCAUUUUUCAGGUGACCCUACUAAUUCUGAGGGUGUAACUCUGGAUCGUGGAAGGGUACAUUUGACAAACUGUGUUUUUAUUCAGAUUGACACAUACAGUGCUUCAUCUAUGGCGUUGUCUUGAUGGUUAUUUAUUUCCCCCUGUCCUUCACAGCCAGUGGACUUCACCUGGAACAAGCACGCGGACAGGAAGUUUGAGUACCUGGAUCAUUCCCUGGUGGCCUGCAUCCAGUCCAAGAAGGACAAAAAUGCCCUGGAGUUCUUCAAACUGCUGUCUCUCUGUCACACUGUCAUGGUGGAGCAGAAAGAAGGUGAGACACCUGCAUAGUGUUGAUAGAGGUCAAAGUUCAAUCAACUGCAUAGUGUUGAUAGAGGUCAAAGUUAAAUCAAUAAUUGGCUGAUUUAUUGAUGGUCUGUUCAGAAAUCACUGAUCACACAAUACAGUAUGUGAUAGUCGUGUUAAUUGAACACACCUAGGAAGACUAGGUAGCCUUCCUUUAGAGUACCAUGGUGCUGUGGCCCCAGACUUGAUGUGCGUCUGUUGUCUUCAGAUGAGUUGGUGUACCAGGCAGCCUCUCCUGACGAGGGGGCUCUGGUGACGGCCGCCAGGAACUUUGGUUUUGUGUUCCUGUCCCGUACCCAGGACACCAUCACCAUCAGCGAGAUGGACCAGGAGAUGACCUACGAGAUGCUGGCCCUGCUCGACUUUAACAGCGACCGCAAACGCAUGUCCAUCAUCCGUGAGUGACUGUUUUAAGACGGUGACCAUGGUGUCCCUUCGUGGGUUGUAAAGCUCUGGGAAGUUCUGAGGUUUAUUGGAAGUCCUAGUUGGAGGAUUCCCCCUCUGCUUAUUCCUUGAUGACUUGGAAAUCUUCAAACCGACCUGGAUUUUUGGGACCCAUCUACCUAACAUGCAGUCUUCUCUCUCUCUCUCUGACAGUGAGGUUCCCUGACGGUCGGAUCCGUUUGUACUGCAAAGGAGCGGACACGGUCAUCUACGAACGCCUCUCUCCUAACUCCAGAUACAAGGAAGUGACCCAGACUGCUCUGGACGUAAGUCACUGAUGUCUUUUUAAUAGGCUAUAUGUACUGGAUGGUUUUCAGUCUAUGUAGAGUAGUAUGGGCCAGACUAUGAAGCACUUGUGUGGUUGUAUUUUGAGCUAGGACAUUCUGGACUUUUUUGGUUGGUCACUUUAUUGAAUGAAGCUUGGCUCCAGUAGUUUCACAAUGGUGAAAAUGCACCUUUUUAUAUAUCCACCUGUACCUGUGUAUUCAUUGGUUCUCAUUCAAGUAAUUCCAUCCUGUGCACGUCUGCCAUAUGUGCCAAGAUGUUCAAAUAAACCUAAACCAAAAAAAAAAAACUUCUCUUCCGUUGUAGAUCUUUGCUAACGAGACUCUCCGGACCCUGUGUCUGUGCUAUAAGGACAUCAGCGAGCAGGAGUUUGAUGCCUGGGCCAAGAAGCACAAGGCCGCCAGUGUUGCUAUGGGCAACAGGGAGGCUGCUCUAGACAGAGUGUAUGAACAGAUUGAGAGCAACCUCAUGGUAGGACGCUCUCCCAUUACUGCUACUACAGAUAAUGAUAAUGAGCUAAACAAAUUUGUCAGUUAAAUCUAGGGCCUAUUUUUAAAGGACUGAUUCACUGAAAUCUAUGUCAUAUCUUUUUGGGUAGUAGAAUACGGUGCAUUCUGAAAGUAUUUAGACCACUUGACUUUUUCAACAUCUUGUUACGUUACAGCCUUAUUCUAAAAUGGAUUUAAUUGGUUUUUUUUCCCCUCAUCAAUCUACACACGAUACCCCAUAAUGACAAAACAAAAACAUUUUUUCAGAAAUGUAGGCACAUUUAUUCAAAAUAAAAUAUUAUCACAUUUACAUAAGUAUUCAGACCCUUUACUCAGUACUUUGUUGAAGCACCUUUGGCAGCGAUUACAGCCUCGAGUCUUCUUGGGUAUGACGCUACAAACUUGGCACCACCUGUAGUUGUCGAGUUUCUCCCAUUCUUCUCUGCAGAUACUCUCAAGCUCUGUCAGGUUGGAUGGGGAGCGUCGCUGCACAGCUAUAAUCAGGUCUCUCCAGAGAUGUUCGAUCGGGUUCAAGUCCGGGCUCUGGCUGGGCCACUCAAGGACAUUCAGAGACUUGUCCCGAAGCCACUCCUGCGUUGUCUUGGCUGUGUGCUUAGGGUCGUUGUCCUGUUGGAAGGUGAACCUUCGACUACCUAGACCUCUAUCAUCACUAUGCAUAGUGAUUGAGCUUUGACCUCUAACAUCACUAUGCAGUACUUUGCUCCGUUCAUCUUUCCCUUGAUCCUGACUAGUCUCCCAGUCCCUGCCGCUGAAAAACAUCCCCACAGCAUGAUGCUGCAACCAUCAUGCUUCACUGUAGGGAUGGUGCCAGGUUUCCUCCAGAUGUGAUGCUUUGCAUUCAGGCCAAAGGGUUCAAUCUUGGUUUCAUCAGACCAGAGAAUCUUGUUUUUCAUGGUCAGUCCUUUAGGUGCCUUUUGGCAAACUCCAAGCGGGCUGUCAUGUGCCUUUUACUGAGGAGUGGCUUCCGUCUGGGCACUCUACCAUAAAGGCCUGAUUUGGUGGAGUGUUGCAGAGAUGGUUGUCCUUCUGGAAGCUUCGCCCAUCUCCACAGAGGAACUCUGGAGCUCUGUCAGAGUGACCAUCGGGUUCUUGGUCACCUCCCUGACCAUGGUCCUUCUCCCCCGAUUGCUCAGUUUGGCUGGGCAGCCAGCUCUAGGAAGAGUCUUGGUGUUUCCAAACUUCUUCCAUUUAAGAAUAAUGGAGGACACUGUUCUUGGGGACCUUCAAUGCUGCAGACAUUUUUUGGUACCCUUCCCCAGAUCUCUACCUGGACACAAUCCUGUCUCUGAGCUCUACGGACAAUUCAUUUGACCUAAUUGCUUGGUUUUUGCUCUGACAUGCACUGUCAACUGUGGGACCUUAUAUAGACAGGUGUGUGCCUUUUACAAAUCAUGUCCAAUCAAUUGAAUUGACCACAGGUGGACUCCAAUCAAGUUGUAGGAACAUCUUAAGGAUGAUCAAUGGAAACAGGAUGCACCUGAGCUCAAUUUCGAGUCUCAUAGCAAAGGGUCUGAAUACUUAUGUAAAUGUGAUAUUUCGUUUAUUUUAUUAUUUUUAUAAAUUAGCAAAAAAAUCUAAACCUGUUUUUGCUUUGUCAUUAUGGAGUAUUGUGUGUAGAUUGAGAUUAUUAAAAAAUUAUAUAUACAUUUUAGAAUAAGGCUGUAACAUAAUGUGGAAAAAGGGAAGGGGUCUGAAUACUUUCCGAAUGCACUGUAUAUUCUACAAGUUCCAAUAGUUAUUUUUGACAUACAUGCUGUUCAGAGCUUUGGCUCGCCCAAAAGUUGCUGAUUCCUUCUACUCUUUUUAAAAGAGACACGUUAGCGUUGUUUUGUCCUGAUCUGCAGAUGAUUGGAGCGACUGCCAUCGAGGACAAGCUACAGGACGGGGUUCCUGAGACCAUCGCCAAGCUGGCAAAGGCUGACAUCAAGAUCUGGGUUCUCACUGGAGAUAAGAAAGGUAUGAGAGAAAAGACGGAAAAAGAGAGUAAAGAGAAGAGGUAUGUUCUCAGGGGCGGCGUCUCCGUGAUGGCCAGCCUCUGUGGUGGGAGAGCAUCUGGAAUGUUCAUCUCUAUGCAACCAGAGACUGGGGUUCCCUAGAUAGUGGCCAGGGCUCAUAGUAAUGCACCUUAGGGUGCCAUGUUUAUCUCCCAACAAUGUUUUACUGUUGAUUUUAAGUGUUGCGAUCAAACCUUCUCUUGUGCUGCUACUUCACUGAGUCUGCAGCUUGAUGGAUUAAAUGUGUAUUGAUGUCUGGGAUGGAAAGAAACAUGGAGACAUUUCCUCCCUUGCAGAAACGGCUGAGAACAUUGGCUAUUCCUGUGAGUUGCUUACCGAUGACAUGCAGGUCCACUAUGGGGAGGAUGUCAAGUAGGUUUGGUUUUCAAUAAUACUUAUAUCCUCUGGGAUCAAAUAUACAUCGUGUUGAUAUACAGUGUGUUAUUUUUAACCCCCAAAUGAAAUCAUUCUGUGUUUGUGACAGUGAGAAGCUGCGGAUCAGACAGGCAAACAGAAGGGACCAGCCGCCUGCUUUCGGUCGGACCAGGAAGAAGGUACCGGAUCCGUUCUUCCCCGAGCCUGGCAGGAACGCCCUCAUCAUCACUGGAGGCUGGCUGGUGAGUGUAGGAGCCGACUGCAUCAUAGUUGGUCUUACUAUUCAACUUAGGGCUGUCCCCGACUGAAAACAAAUCUUGGUCGUCCGAAAGUCGUGUAUUUUUCCAUAUAUAGACACACCGUAUGUGUUUGAGUAAAAUCAACUAUAUGCAUUGAGCUUGUCUGACGCUUUAAGCGCACUGUUUGAUGAAAUAAGACAGUGACUCAAGAGGGAGCCAGAGAUCAAGAUAACACUAAUAAAAUAAAAUAAACUGUACUUGACCCGACCAUCCGCUUCUCCCGCUCCUGUUGGCCUUCUGUGUUACUCUGGAAGGUACCGGUAAUAGGCUACACGAGGGGUCGGCAAACCUUUUUCAUGUGGAAUGCCAAUUUAUCUCACCAUUUAUACCAAUCUGCGUGCCAGUUAUGGUUUUCAUAUGCACAUUUUCGUGGAACAGUUUCAUUUAAUUUAUAAUAACAUAAUGUCUCAAAAUCAUUGUCAUGUUGUUAAUCAAAAUUCUAUCAAAAUGAAAAUACAAAUCUAAAAACGUACUUCUAUUACCAUUGCCAACUAUGUAAAAAUAGCCUACAUAAAGCCAACAAAUAAAAACAUUGCAGGUAGAAAAUAUCCUGAUUUAAAAAUAAACAUCCUAUAAAUCACAUUGGCUACGCAUGGCCUGCCUGCAACAAACUUGAAACAUUGCAUCAACUAUCACCAGAAGCUCACGCUAGCAACAUUGUAUAAAAUAUUCUGGGCCCUCUGAGUUUCCCGUGCCAGAGAGCUCCAGACAUUUUUACAUUUACGUCAUUUAGCAGAUGCUCUUAUCCAGAGUGACCUACACAUUGGUGCAUUCACCUUUAUAGCCAGUGGGAUAACCACUUUACAAUAUUUUUAUUUUUAUGGGGGUGUGGGGUAGGGGGGGGGGGUAGAAGGAUUACUUUAUCCUAUCCCAGGUAUUCCUUAAAGAGGUGGGGUUUCAAGUGUCUCCGGAAGGUGGUGAGUGACUCAGCUGUCCUGGCGUCGUGAGGGAGAUUGUUCCACCAUUGGGGUGCCAGAGCAGCGAACAGUUUUGACUGGGCUGAGCGGGAACUGUGCUUCCGCAGAGGUAGGGGGGCCAGCAGGCCAGAGAUGGAUGAACGCAAUGCCCUCGUUUGGGUGUAGGGACUGAUCAGAGCCUGAAGGUACGGAGGUGCCGUUCCCCUCACAGCUCCGUAGGCAAGCACCAUGGUCUUGUAGCAGAUGCGAGCUUCAACUGGAAGCCAGUGUAGUGUGCGGAGGAGCGGGGUGACGUGAGAGAACUUGGGAAGGUUGAACACCAGACGGGCUGCGGCGUUCUGGAUGAGUUGUAGGGGUUUAAUGGCACAGGCAGGGAGCCCAGCCAACAGCGAGUUGCAGUAAUCCAGACGGGAGAUGACAAGUGCCUGGAUUAGGACCUGUGCCGCUUCCUGUGUAAGGCAGGGUCAUACUCUACGAAUGUUGUAGAGCAUGAACCUACAGGAUCGGGUCACCGCCUUGAUGUUAGCGGAGAACGACAGGGUGUUGUCCAGGGUCAUGCCAAGGCUCUUUGCACUCUGGGAGGAGGACACAACGGAGUUGUCAACCGUGAUGGCCAGAUCAUGGAACGGGCAGUCCUUCCCCGGGAGGAAGAGCAGCUCCGUCUUGCGGAGGUUCAGCUUGAGGUGGUGAUCCGUCAUCCACACUAUGUCUGCCAGACAUGCAGAGAUGCGAUUCGCCACCUGGUUAUCAGAAGGGAGAAAGACAGAUACAUCUUUAGGCUAUUUGUGCAGGGAUAAGAGGUAAUCAGGUAGGCCUAUUUUAUGACGUUUCCACUGGAUCAGAGCAUUACAUUUUUCCCAAAUGAAGGAGAGCUGGAAAGAUUUUUCAAAUACAUUGAGGAACUAUUGUCAUUCUCAAUGGAUGUAAAAUCAAACUUUGUUUGCUUGGUGUUUUGAGGUGAAGAAAACAACAUUACUUUGCGAAGCUCCACAGUUCAUUAGUGGUGGUUAGUUAAGACAAUCAGAAAUACUAUCAGAUCCCCAAAUGGGCACAUUGACGAGCAGGCCAGGUAUCUACUUCAAUGCGUGACAGGAGCGCUCCAAACAAAAGACGAUGAAUAAAUUGACAAAACUCAUAAAUGGGAUGGAAUGAACCAAAACGUGUUUCUCACAAGUAUAGCAUAGGUUGUGUGCUCUGCAAACAACGUGUCCACUCUGACAACGAGAAUGGUAAAAGACUGUAAUAAUAUAUUUAAUGUAUUAACAGAAAUGACCGUAACCAAAAUAACAUUGUAGAUUCAAAAUUAUGGGAAAUAACGGUAAGUGUACUGGUGAUAUAUGUAAUGGAGGAAUUGAUAGACGCUAACAAUCAAAUGCAAAAAAAUUCACACAAUGACGUUAUGAAACAAAUGUGCACAAAUUGGCAGGAGGGAGAGCAUUCUGGAGAGAGAAGUGCAUUGUGCAUCUUAGCCACACACCUUCUUCCUGGACUGUGCCAUUCUGGAAUUUUCCAAGCUGUUUAAAGGCACAGUCAACUUAGUGUAUGUAAACUUCUGACCCACUGGAAUUGUGAUAGUGAAUUAUAAGUGAAAUAAUCUGUCUGUAAACAAUUGUUACUUAAAAUUACUUGUGGCAUGCACAACAUAGAUGUCCUAACCGACUUGCCAAAACUAUAGUUUGUUAACAAGAAAUGUGUGGAGUGGUUGAAAAACGAGUUUUAAUGGAGGCCACAAUGGAUUAGUCCACUGAGACAGGCGCGAAUCAGACAUGUCUCGUGUGCCAUAAAAAAAAGAUAUACAGUUGAAGUCGGAAGUUUACGUACACUUAGGUUGGAAUCAUUAAAACUCGUUUUUCAACCACUCCACACAUUUCUUGUUAACAAACUAUAGUUUUGGCAAGUCGGUUAGGACAUCUAUGUUGUGCAUGCCACAAGUAAUUUUAAGUAACAAUUGUUUACAGACAGAUUAUUUCACUUAUAAUUCACUAUCACAAUUCCAGUGGGUCAGAAGUUUCCAUACACUAAGUUGACUGUGCCUUUAAACAGCUUGGAAAAUUCCAAAAAAUUAUGUCAUGGCUUUAGAAGCUUCUGAUAGGCUAAUUGACAUCAUUUGAGUCAAUUGGAGGUGUACCUGUGGAUGUAUUUCAAGGCCUACCUUAAACUCAGUGCCUCUUUGCUUGACAUCAUGGGAUUUUUUUUUUUUUGUAGACCUCCACAAGUCUAGUUUCCAAACGCCUGAAGGUACCACGUUCAUCUGUACAAACAAUAGUACGCAAGUAUAAACACCAUGGGACCACGCAGCCGUCAUACGUACUUUGGUGCGAAAAGUGAAAAUCUAUCCCAGAACAACAGCAAAGGACCUGGUGAAGAUGCUGGAGGAAACGGAUACAAAAGUAUCUAUAUCCACAGUAAAACGAGUCCUAUAUCGACAUAACCUGCAAGGCCGCUCAGCAAGGAAGAAGCCACUGCUCUAAAACCGCCAUAAAAAAGCCAGUCUACGGUUUGCAACUGCACAUGGGGACGAAGAUCGUACUUUUUGGAGAAAUGUCCUCUGGUCUGAUGAAACAAAAAUAUAACUGUUUGGCCAUAAUGACCAUCGUUAUGUUUGGAGGAAAAAGGGGGUACCUUGCAAGCCGAAGAACAACAUCCCAACCGUGAAGCACGGGGAUGGCAGCAUCAUGCUUUGGGGGUGCUUUGCUGCAGGAGGGACUGGUGCACUUCACAAAAUAGAUGGCAUCAUGAGGAAGGAAAAUUAUGUGGUCCUCUGUAGCUCAGCUGGUAGAGCACGGCGCUUGUAACGCCAAGGUAGUGGGUUUGAUCCCCGGGACCACCCAUACACAAAAAAAAUAAAAAAUGUACGCACGCAUGACUGUAAGUCGCUUUGGAUAAAAGCGUCUGCUAAAUGGCAUAUUAUAUUAUGUGGAUAUAUUGAAGCAACAUCUCAAGACAUCAGUCAAGAAGUUAAAGCUUGGUCGCAAAUGGGUCUUCCAAAUGGACAAUGACCCCAAGCAUACUUCCAAAGUUGUGGCAAAAUGGCUUAAGGACAACAAAGUCAAGGUAUUGGAGUGGCCAUCACAAAGCCCUGACCUCAAUCCUAUAGAACAUUUGUGGGCAGGACUGAAAAAGCGUGUGCGAGCAAGGAGGUCUACAAACCUGACUCAGUUACACCAGCUCUGUCAGGAGGAAUGGGCCAAAAUUCACCCAACUUAUUGUGGGAAGCUUGUGGAAGGCUAUCCGAAACGUUUGACCCAUGUUAAACCAUUUAAAGGCAAUGCUACCAAAUACUAAUUGAAUGUAAAUUUCUGACCCACUAGGAAUGUGAUGAAAGAAAUAAAAGCUGAAAUAAAUCAUUCUCUCUACUAUUAUUCUGACAUUUCACAUUCUUAAAAUAAAGUGGUGAUCCUAACUGACCUAAAACAGGAAAUGUUUACUAGGAUUAAAUGUCAGGAAUUGUGAAAAACUGGGUUUAAAUGUAUUUCGCUAAGUUGUAUGUAAACUUACAUUUUAGAUUUUAGUCAUUUAGCAGACGCUCUUAUCCAGAGCGACUUACAGUUAGUGAGUGCAUACAUUUUUCAUACUGGCCCCCCGUGGGAACCUCCGACUUCAACUGUACAGUACCAGUAAAAAGUUUGGACCCACCUACUCAUUCCAGGGUUUUUCUUAAUUUUUACUAUUUUCUACAUUGUAGAAGAAUAGUGAAGACAUCAAAACUAUGAAAUAACACACAUGGAAUCAUGUAGUAACCCAAAAAGUGUUAAACAAAUCUAAAUAUAUUUUAGAUUUUAGAUUCUUCAAUGUAGCCACCCUUUGCCUUGAUGACAGCUUUGCACACUCUUGGAAUUCUGUCAACCAGCUUCUUGAGGAAUGCUUUUCCAACAGCCUUGAAGGAGUUCCCACAUAUGCUGAGUACUUGUUGGCUGCUUUUCCUUCACUCUGCGGUCCAACUCAUCCCAAACCAUCUCAAUUGGGUUGAGGUUGGGGGAUUGUGGAGGCCAGGUCAUCUGAUGCAGCACUCCAUCACUCUCCUUCUUGGUCAAAUAGCCCUUACACAGCCUGGAGGUGUGUUGGGUCAUUGUCCUGUUGAAAAACAAAUUAUAGUCCCACUAAGCCCAAACCAGAUGGGAUGGCGUAUCGCUGCAGAAUGCUGUGGUAGCCAUGCUGGUCAAGUGUGCCUUGAAUUCUAAAUAAAUCACUGACAGUGUCACCAGCAAAGCAUCAUCACACCACCUCCUCCAUGCUUCACGGUGGGAACCACACAUGCAGAGAUCAUCCGUUCACCUACUCUGCGUCUCACAGACACGACGGUUGGAAUCAAAAUCUCAAAUUUGGACUCAUCAGACCAAAGAAAAGAUUUUCCACUGGUCUAAUGUCCAUUGCUUGUGUUUCUUGGCCCAAGCAAGUCUCUUCUUAUUAUUGGUGUCCUUUAGUAGUGGUUUCUUUGCAGGAAUUCGACCAUGAAGGCCUGAUUCACGCAGUCUCCUCUGAACAGUUGCUGUUGAGAUGUCUGUUACUUGAACUCUGUGAAGCAUUUAUUUGGGCUGCAAUUUCUGAGGCUGGUAACUCUAAUUAACUUAUCCUCUGCAGCAGAGGUAACUCUGUGUCUUCCUUUCCUGUGGCGGUCCUCAUGAGAGCCAGUUUCAUCAUAGCGCUUGAUGGUUUUUGCGACUGCACUUGAAGAAACUUCCAAAGUUCUUGACAUUUUCCGGAUUGACUGACCUUCAUGUCUUAAAGUAAUGAUGGACUGUCGUUUCUCUUUGCUUAUUUGAGCUGUUCUUGUCAUAAUAUGGACUUGGUCUUUGACCAAAUAGGGCUAGCUUCGAAUUGAGGGACAUCAAGAUUGUUUUCUAAAUGUGCAUGUUUUUCUCUCUCUCAGAAUUUAAGGGCUUUAUUGGCACGUACAUUGCCAAAGCAAGUGAAAUAGAUAACAAACAAAAGUGAAAUAAACAAUAAAUUAACAUUAAACAUUACACUCAGAAGUUCCAAAAUAAUAAAAACAUUUCAAAUGUCAUAUUAUGUCUAUAUUCAGUGUUAUAAUGAUGUGCAGUACAAAAAGGAAAAUAAAUAAACAUAAAUAUGGAUUGUAUUUACAAUGGUGUUUGUUCUUCACUGGUUGCCCUUUUCUUGUGGCAACAGGUCACACAUCUUGCUGCUGUGAUUGCACACUGGUAUUUCACCCAAUAGAUAUGGAAGUUUAUCCAAAAUAGACUUGUUUUCGAAUUCUUUGUGGGUCUGUGUAAUCUGAGGGAAGUAUGUGUCUCUAAUAUGGUCAUACAUUUGGCAGGAAGUUAGGAAGUGCAGCUCAGUUUCUACCUCAUUUUGUGGGCAGUGUGCACAUAGCCUGUCUUCUCUUGAGAGCCAGGUCUGCCUACGGCGGCCUUUCUCAAUAGCAAGGCUAUGCUCACUGAGUCUGUACAUAGUCAAAGCUUUCCUUAAUUUUGGGUCAGUCACAGUGGUCAGGUAUUCUGCCACUGUGUACUCUCUGUUUAGGGCCAAAUAGCAUUCUAGUUUGCUCAGUUUAUUAGUAAAUUCUUUCCAAUAUGGGAAGUAAUUCUCUUUUUGUUUUCUCAUGAUUUGGUUGGGUCUAAUUGUGUUGCUGUCCUGGGGCUCUGUGGGGUCUGUUUGUGAACUGAGCCCCAGGACCAGCUUGCUUAGGGGACUCUUCUCCAGGUUCAUCUCUCUGUAGGUGAUGGCUUUGUUAUGGAAGGUUUGGGAAUCGCUUCCUUUUAUGUGGUUGUAGAAUUUAACGGCUCUUUUCUGGAUUUUGAUAAUUAGCGGGUAUCGGCCUAAUUCUGCUCUGCAUGCAUUAUUUGGUGUUUUACGUUGUACACUGAGGAUAUUUUUGCAGAAUUCUGCAUGCAGUCUCAAUAUAGUGUUUGUCCCAUUUCGUGAAUUAUUGUUUGGUGAGCGGACCCCAGACCUCACAACCAUAAAGGGCAAUGGGUUCUAUAACUGAUUCAAGUAUUUUUUAGCCAGAUCCUAAUUGGUAUGUCAAAUUUUAUGUUCCUUUUUGAUGGCAUAGAAGGCCCUUCUUGCCUUGUCUCUCAGAUUGUUCACAGCUUUGUGGAAGUUACCUGUGGCGCUGAUGUUUAGGCCGAGGUAUGUAUAGUUUUUUGUGUGCUCUAGGGCAACGGUGUCUAGAUGGAAUUUGUAUUUGUGGUCAUGGCAACUGGACCUUUUUUGGAACACCAUUAUUUUUGUCUUACUGAGAUUUACUGUCAGGGCCCAGGUCUGACAGAAUCUGUGCAGAAGAUCUAGGUGCUGCUGUAGGCCCUCCUUGGUUGGUGACAGAAGCACCAGAUCAUCAGCAAACAGUAGACAUUUGACUUCAGAUUCUAGUAGGGUGAGGCAGGGUGCUGCAAACUGUUCUAGUGCCCUCGCCAAUUCAUUUAUAUAUAUGUUGUAGAGUGUGUGGCUUACGCUGCAUCCCUGUCUCGCCCCACGGCCCUGUGGAAAUAAAUUUUUGCCAAUUUUAACCGCACACUUGUUGUUUGUGUUCAUGGAUUUUAUAAUGUCGUAUGUUUUUCCCCCAACACCACUUUCCAUCAAUUUGGAUAGGAGACCCUCAUGCCAAAUUGAGUCAAGCUUUUUUGAAAUCAACAAAGCAUGAAGAGACUUUUGCCUUUGUUUUGGUUUGUUUGUCAAUUAGGGUGUGCAGGGUGAAUACGUGGUCUGUCGUACAGUAAUUUGGUAAAAAGCCAAUUUGACAUUUGCUCAGUACAUUGUUUUCACUGAGGAAAUAAACUAGUCUGCUGUUAAUGAUAAUGCAGAGGAUUUUCCCAAGGUUGCUGUUGACGCAGAUCCCGUGGUAGUUAUUGGGUUGGAGGGUUUGUAUUUUGUCCUGUAGUUCAUUCAAUGUAAUUGGAGAAUCCAGUGGGUUCUGGUAGUCUUUAACAGUUGAUUCUAAGAUUUGUAUUUGAUCGUUUUUGCUGUUUGUUCUUUGUUAUAGGGCCAAAAAGAUUGGAUAAGUGGUUUACCCAUACAUCUCCAUUUUGGAUAGAUAACUCUUCGUGUUGUUUGUUUAGUGUUUUCCAAUUUUCCCAGAAGUGGUUAGAGUCUAUGGAUUCUUCAAUUGCAUUGAGCUGAUUUCUGACGUGCUGUUCCUUCUUUUUCCGUAGGGUAUUUCUGUAUUGUUUUAUUGAUUCACUAGAGUGAAGGCGUAGGCUCAGGAUUUCUUGGUGUCUGUUUUUGGUUGGAUAGGUUUCUCAAUUUCUUUCUUAGGUUUUUGCAUUCUUCAUCAAACCAUAUGUCAUUGUUGUUAAUUUUCUUUGGUUUUCUGUUAGACAUCUUUAGAUUUGAUAGGGAAGCUGAGAGGUCAAAUAUACUGUUUUAGGUUUUCUACUGCUAGGUUUACACCUUCACUAUUACAGUGAAACGUUUUGUCCAGGAAGUUGUCUGAAAGGGAUUGAAUUUGUUGUUGCCUAAUUGUUUUAUUGGUAAGUUUAUACGCUACUUUCCUUUCAUCUAUAGCAUAUCUUAAUAUUAUUCAGUUCAUUUGGCUUUGAUGCGUCAUGAUUGAGUAUUGCUCUGUUCAAGUAGACUGUGAUCUUGCUGUGGUCUGAUAGGGGUGUCAGUGGCCUGACUGUGAACGCUCUGAGAGACUCUGGGUUGAGGUCAGUGAUAAAGUAGUCUACAGUACUACUGCCAAGAGAUGAGCUAUAGGUGUACCUACCAUAGGAGUCUCCUCGAAGCCUACCAUUGACUAUGUACAUACCCAGAGUGUCUCUCUCUCUCUCUCUGUCUCUCUCUGUCUCUCUCUGCACAGAACGAGAUCUUAUACGAGAAGAAAAAGAAGCGUCGCCGUCUUCGAUUGAAGCGGCUUGGUAAGAGACCUGCCUCCACCACGCCCCUGGAUGCCGCCCAGCCAAUUGAUGACUGGGAGAAGGAGACUCGUCAGGUGGACUUUGUGAACAUGGCGUGCGAGUGCGAAGCGGUCAUCUGCUGCCGUGUCACGCCCAAACAGAAGGCCAACGUGGUCAGUCUGGUGAAGAAAUACAAGAAGGCCGUCACGCUGUCCAUCGGAGACGGAGCCAACGACGUCAACAUGAUCAAGAGUACGGAAGGAUAUUUAUUUGAUUUUACUUUAAAUUAUUAAUAAUUUAUUAGUAAUUGUUAAAGCUAGAAUCCUUAAUUGAAAAAAAAUUACAAAGCUGUAUUUUUUUUAUUCAUAGACUGCUGUGGAUGCAAAUGACUGAUAUCAAAAUGAUAGUUUUAACCAUGGUUUUGAGGCUAUCCUCUGUAGCUCAGCUGUGUUUGAGGCUAUCCUCUGUAGCUCAGCUGUGUUUGAGGCUAUCCUCUGUAGCUCAGCUGUGUUUGAGGCUAUCCUCUGUAGCUCAGCUGUGUUUGAGGCUAUCCUCUGUAGCUCAGCUGUGUUUGAGGCUAUCCUCUGUAGCUCAGCUGGUAGAGCACGGCGCUUGUAACGCUAAGGUAGUGGGUACGAUCCCCGGGACCACCCAUACACAAAAAAUAAUGUAUGCACGCAUGACUGUAAGUCGCUUUGGAUAAAGGCGUUUGCUAAAUGGCUUAUUAUAUUAUUAUUAUUUAUUUACAUUGUUUACAAACAUUGGAGUAAAACAAGCUAAUAUUCUGGGUUCUGAUGGGACUGUUGAACUAAGAUCAUGAGGCAUUUAUAAGUUAUAUUCUUCAAGAAUCAAUACGUGUACAGUAUAUCAUUAAUUUGAUGUAGCAACUAAAAGAUUCUAGCUUUAAAGAUGAAUUUGAUUUUCACCACACAGGUUAAUUACCAUAGGGUUAGAACUUUAUUACCUUGAAAUUAAUAUUGAUAGCUGUUAUACUCUUGACCCCAUUUUACUUCAAACUAAAUGUAUACUUAUGUGAUGUUUGAGAUCGAUUCUGCGCCUCGCCCUGCUCAAAUGGAUCCCCUACACCAGGGUUUCCCAAAGUCGGUCCUGGGCCCCCCCGGUUUUUUGCCCUAGCACUACACAGCUAAUUCAAAUAAUCAAAGCUUGAUGAUGAAUUGGUUCUUUGAAUCAGCUGUGUAGUGCUAGGACAAAAACCAAAAUGUGCACCAUUACUGACUUUCUCUCUCACCCUUUCUCACUCUAUCUAUACUUCUCCCUGUCUCUCGCUGUCUCUCUCUCUCUCUCUCUCUCUCUCUCUCUCGCCCAGUUCAAUUACAUUUGAAUUCAAUAGACUAUUGACAUGGCAAGUUAAAUCACUUACGUUGUCCAAGUACAUAACAACAAUGGUGGGACUAACAGUAAUAUUUAAAAGUAAUAGUUAUAAUGAUAAUGUCUCUCCCUCCACCUCCACCUUCUCUCGCUCCAGCUGCAGACAUCGGUGUGGGUAUAUCCGGGCAGGAGGGCAUGCAGGCGGUGAUGUCCAGUGACUAUGCCUUUGCUCAGUUCCGCUACCUGGAGCGUCUCCUGCUGGUGCACGGCCGCUGGUCCUACAUCCGCAUGUGCAAGUUCCUCCGCUUCUUCUUCUUCAAGAACUUUGCCUUCACCCUGGUCCACUUCUGGUACUCCUUCUUCAGUGGGUUCUCAGCUCAGGUGAGGGAAUGUUCUAGAGGUAGGGUGUGCACCAAAUGGAAACUUGUUUCCUAUAUCAGGGCUGGCAAAUCCUGUUCCUGGGGAUCUGCCCUCCUGUAGGUUUUCACUCCAACCCCAGUUGUAACUAACCUGAUGUAGCUUAGCAGCCAGCUAAUUAAUAUAAUCAGGUAUGUUAGUGUUGAAGUGACUGUAGGUCUCCAGGAAUGGGGUUGGGCAGCCCUGCCCUACAUAGUGCCCUGUGGGAAAAAAUCAAAAGUAGUGCACUAAAGGGGGAACGGAGUGCACUAAAGGGGGAACGGAGUGCACUAAAGGGGGAACGGAGUGCACUAAAGGGGGAACGGAGUGCACUAAAGGGGGAACGGAGUGCACUAAAGGGGGAACGGAGUGCACUAAAGGGGGAACGGAGUGCACUAAAGGGGGAACGGAGUGCACUAAAGGGGGAACGGAGUGCACUAAAGGGGGAACGGAGUGCACUAAAGGGGGAACGGAGUGCACUAGGAUAAAAUAACAUGUUAUUUAUCGCUUUGUAGACAACCGGUGUGGACUAGCAGUGAAAUGCUUACUUACGGGUCCUUUUCUAACAAUACGGAGUUAAAGAUGAGAAUAUAUAUAUAUAUAUAUACACACACACACAGUGAAUAACAAUAACGAGUAAAAACAACAUGGCUAUAUAUAGGGAGUAGAAAGUAACACGGCUAUAAACAGGAAGUAGAAAGUAACAUGGCUAUAAACAGGAAGUAGAAAGUAACAUGGCUAUAUACAGGAAGUAGAAAGUAACAUGGCUAUAAACAGGAAGUAGAAAGUAACAUGGCUAUAUACAGGGAGUAGAAAGUAACAUGGCUAUAUAUAGGGAGUAGAAAGUAACAUGGCUGUAUAUAGGGAGUAGAAAAUAACAUGGCUAUAUACAGGAAGUAGAAAGUAACGUGGCUAUAAACCGGAAGUAGAAAGUAACGUGGCUAUAUACAGGAAGUAGAAAGUAACGUGGCUAUAAACAGGAAGUAGAAAGUAACGUGGCUAUAAACAGGAAGUAGAAAGUAACGUGGCUAUAAACAGGGAGUAGAAAGUAACGUGGCUAUAUACAGGGAGUAGAAAGUAACGUGGCUAUAUACAGGAAGUAGAAAGUAACGUGGCUAUAAACAGGGAGUAGAAAGUAACGUGGCUAUUGUUGAUAAUCACAAGUUUACUGGAGAACUGAGACCAAGUAGAGACUUUGGACAGGGUGGAUAAUGGUAUAAUAUAAGGCAGUUUAUUCAGAGGUAAAGAUAUCUGGAAUCGCGUGCACGGACCCGUUCGUCAAUCUCGUAGGGAGAUAUCUGAGAGAGCCCCGAAACAUUGUGUGCUGACAUUUUAUACAAUAAAAUGAAGUAGGUUGAAUCUAGUAUUUCUGAUCUUCUGAUUGGUCCUGAUGAGUUGGGCGAGGUCCCCUCCAGGUUAUUAUCACUGUUGCAUUGGCUCUGAGUCGGGUUCUCUGUCUUCAGAUGUUCAGCCUAAGAGAAGGGGAUUUUUGUGUGUGUGUGUGUGUGUGUGUGUGUGUGUGUUUAUCAGUGAUGGUGUGUGUGUGUGUGUGGGUGUGUGUGUGUGUCCUCAGAGCAAGAACUCGUGAGUUGGAAGAACUGAGAGACCUAUGGCGUGGGUGUUGUCCUUAGCCACCUGCUGACAAGGCUGACAAGAUAGGACUCUUUUGUCCAUUGUAUUGAAAACAAACGCCCAACACAAAAUGGGUCAUGCACAAGAUUUUAGUCAGACCAAGCUAUAACAUUAUAUAUUUACUACGACACUAUAUACAGGGAGUAGAAAGUAACGUGGCUAUAUACAGGAAGUAGAAAGUAACGUGGCUAUAAACAGGAAGUAGAAAGUAACGUGGCUAUAAACCGGAAGUAGAAAGUAACGUGGCUAUAUACAGGAAGUAGAAAGUAACGUGGCUAUAAACAGGAAGUAGAAAGUAACGUGGCUAUAAACAGGAAGUAGAAAGUAACGUGGCUAUAAACAGGAAGUAGAAAGUAACGUGGCUAUAAACAGGGAGUAGAAAGUAACGUGGCUAUAUACAGGGAGUAGAAAGUAACGUGGCUAUAUACAGGGAGUAGAAAGUAACGUGGCUAUAAACAGGAAGUAGAAAGUAACAUGGCUAUAUACAGGGAGUAGAAAGUAACGUGGCUAUAUACGGAGUACCAGUACCGAGUCGAUGUGCAGGGGUACAUGGUAUUUGAGGUAGCCAUGUACAUAUAGGUAGAGGUGAAGUGACUAGGCAGCAGGAUGGAUAACAGACAGUAGCAGUCUCGCUGCUUGUCUAAACUGCAUUUUCACGUAUUCAUUGACCACUUAUCUAGACUGACUUCAAAAAACCCCAAUUACUUUUGUACCUUUCCAUAACAUCUACUAUGGUAAAGAUCAUUUAUCCUAAAUGUGGACAUGUAUUUGAUGACAGAAGAAUGAAUUAUAUUAUUUUAUUUAUGAGUUUUUGUUAACUCUCCAGGUUGCCUAUGAAGACUGGUUCAUUACUUUGUACAACGUGAUGUACAGCUCCCUUCCUGUCCUGUUGGUUGGCUUGUUGGAUCAGGUAAGCUUUAAUAUUGACGCACUGGCGAUGGUCUGACGUCCAAAACAUUUGUCUUGGUGUUAUUACCUCUUAUUAAAAUGAAUAUAUAGCAUAAAAUAACAUAGUUACAAUUUUGAAUUUGUUCUCUACGUAUUUUUAAUGGUGAACAUUGAAUCAAAAUCCUUUGUUGUUUCAUCACUCAAUGACUCAUAUGUGUCGUAUGAUCUGAAGGGGACAAUGUUUAACUAAUUCUGAGUUCAGCAGGCCGUUGCGCUAAAGCAAACAAAGGAAAGGAGGGUUGCUCAACAACAAUGACAAAAAGCAUGAGGCUUACCAAGAAAAACUUCCAGAAAGUACUAAUUAAUUUGAGGUAAAAAGGAGUUGGAGCAUAAAUACAGAUUUAUUUAUUUUAGGUCACUUUAAUACAAGGUCACUUUAAUACAUUGUUCUUCAAGAUUAGUACAGGUGACUGAUGUUUCGACGUCAAGCUGACGUCUUCCUCAGCCCUGUGUGGGAUCUCCUGAAAUGUAAAUUGGGAGCCCUGAGAAAAUAUUUAAUCUUCUUAUCAAACAAAUACUUUUGUCUUCAAAUGGUUAUAGAACACAACCUCUUAGUGUCAACUAAGGACGUUUUACACUAUUAAAAUGCGUGAACAAAAAUUGAGGUAAUAUGAACACACAGCGUUAACUAGGGAAUAUCAUUUUUCCAAGUGGGGUCCCCUGCAUUUUCAAGUGUCAAUUUGGGGUUGAGUGCAGUAAAAGUUUGAGAACCCCUGAGCUAAUAUGUCAUUUCUAUUUCCUGUUUCCUUUGAAGGACGUGAACGACAAACUGAGUAGAAAGUUCCCCAAGUUAUACCUCCCUGGUCAGCAGGGGGCGCUGUUCAACUACAAGAAUUUCUUCAUCAGUCUGUUCCACGGCAUCUUCACCUCUCUGGUGAUAUUCUUCAUCCCGUACGGAGCGUUCCUCCAGACCAUGGGGCAGGACGGAGAGGCACCCUCCGACUACCAGUCCCUCGCUGUGGUCAUGGCCUCCUCUCUCAUCUUCACCGUCAACCUGCAGGUAGCUGGAGAAUGAUUGGUUGAUUUGAUUAGUUGGUUGGAUUGGUUAGUUGAUUGAUUCCCAGCUGUUCUUUUUAUAAAACUGUUCAGCUCAAAUGCAAGACUGAUAAGAGACCGAUUUUAUAGCUGUUAGCAAGUGAUGUAGAGUUGUUUUUAUUUUCCUGUGUCUCUUCUGUUCUCUCCAGAUAUCUCUGGAGACGUCCUACUGGACCUUUGUGAACUGCUUCGCUGUCCUCUGCAGUAUAGCUAUAUACUUCGGGAUCAUGUUCGAUAUCCACAGUGCAGGAAUCCACGUCAUCUUCCCCUCAACCUUCACCUUCACCGGUGAGUUCUGCUUAAUAUCUGUGGUGUAUUCAUCAGUGUACACCGUAGUGAAAUGUUUUGCAACUAAAACAAGUUUUACAACAAAAAUGGCCGUUUCUUAUUGAAAAGUUCAGGUUAGUGCCGCCCCCGUUUAAGCUGUUGGUUUCCGUUUGGCUCCUACAAACGGACUGAAACAGGGAGAAUCUAUCUGUACCUGUCCAAUAAGAGACGCUAAUGUUUUGUUUUUCGUUGCAAAACGUUUUAAAAUGUUGUGCUCUAAUGAACAUGACCCAGGCCAUACGGCUCUUGUCACUGAUGGUGGUGAUGACGAUCAGGGCACAGCAUUUUAAAAAAAUUCAUUGGUAGCACUGGUGCUGCCAAUUUUUAAGUUAGGAGCACAACAUUAAAUCUAGGAGCACCAGAUAUACAGUGAGGGAAAAAAGUAUUUGAUCCCAAAUCAAAUCAAAUUUUAUUGGUCACAUGCGCCGAAUGCAACAGGUGCAGACAUUACAGUUAAAUGCUUACUUACAGCCCUUAACCAACAGUGCAUUUAUUUUUAACAAAAAAAGUAAAAAUAAAACAACAACAAAAAUAGUGUUGAGAAAAAAAGAGCAGAAGUAAAAUAAAAUAACAGUAGGGAGGCUAUAUAUACAGGGGGGUACCGGUGCAGAGUCAAUGUGCGGGGUCACCGGCUAGUUGAGAUAGUUGAAGUAAUAUGUACAUGUGUGUAGAGUUAAAGUGACUAUGCAUAAAUAAUUAACAGAGUAGCAGCAGCGUAAAAAGGAUGGGGUGGGGGGGCAGUGCAAAUAGUCUGGGUAGCCAUGAUUAGCUGUUCAGGAGUCUUAUGGCUUGGGGGUAGAAGCUGUUGAGAAGUCUUUUGGACCUAGACUUGGCACUCCGGUACCGCUUGCUGUGUGGUAGCAGGGAGAACAGUCUAUGACUAGGGUGGCUGGAGUCUUUGACAAUUUUGAGGGCCUUCCUCUGACACCGCCUGGUAUAGAGGUCCUGGAUGGCAGGAAGCUUGGCCCCAGUGAUGUACUGGGCCGUACGCACUACCCUCUGUAGUGCCUUGCGGUCGGAGGCCAAGCAGUUGCCAUACCAGGCGGUGAUGCAACCAGUCAGGAUGCUCUCGAUGGUGCAGCUGUAGAAUUUUUUGAGGAUCUGAGGACCCAUGCCAAAUCUUUUCAGUCUCCUGAGGGGGAAUAGGCUUUGUCGUGCCCUCUUCACGACUGUCUUGUGUUUGGACCAUGAUAGUUUGUUGGUGAUGUGGACACCAAGGAACUUGAAGCUCUCAACCUGUUCCACUACAGCCCCGUCGAUGAGAAUGGGGGCGUGCUCAGUCCUCUUUUUUUUCCUGUAGUCCACAAUCAUCUCCUUUGUCUUGGUCACGUUGAGGGAGAGGUUGUUGUCCUGGCACCACACGGCCAGGUCUCUGUCCUCCUCCCUAUAGGCUGUCUCAUCGUUGUCGGUGAUCAGGCCUACCACUGUUGUGUCGUCGGCAAACUUAACUGCUGAUUUUGAACGUUUGCCCACUGACAAAGACAUGAUCAGUCUAUAAUUCUAAUGGUAGGUUUAUUUGAACAGUGAGAGACAGAAUAACAACAAAAAAAUCCAGAAAAAUGCAUGUCAAAAAAUGUUAUAAAUUGAUUUGCAUUUUAAUGAGGGAAAUAAGUAUUUGAUCCCUCUGCAAAACAUGACUUAGUACUUGGUGGCAAAACCAUUGUUGGCAAAACCCUUGUUGGCAAUCACAGAGGUCAGACGUUUCUUGUAGUUGGCCACCAAGUUUGCACACAUCUCAGGAGGGAUCUUGCAGAUCUUCUCCAAGUCAUUAAGGUUUCAAGGCUGACGUUUGGCAACUCGAACCUUCAGCUCCCUCCAUAGAUUUUCUAUGGGAUUAAGGUCUGGAGACUGGCUAGGCCACACCAGGACCUUAAUGAGCUUCUUCUUGAGCCACUUCUUUGUUGCCUUGGCCUGUGUGUUUUGGGUCAUUGUCAUGCUGGAAUACCCAUCCACGACCUAUUUUCAAUGCCCUGGCUGAGGGAAGGAGGUUCUCACCCAAUAUUUGACGGUACAUGGCCACGUCCAUCGUCCCCUUUGAUGUACUCCUGAGUGGCGCAGUGGUCUAAGGCAGUGCUAACUGUGCCACUAGAGAUCCUGGUUCGAAUCCAGGCUCUGUCGCAGCCGGCCGCGACCGGGAGACUCAUGGGCGGCGCACAAUUGGCCCAGCGUCGUCCAGGGUAGGGGAGGGAAUGGCCGGCAGGGAUGUAGCUCAGUUGAUAGAGCAUGGCGUUUGCAACGCCAGGGUUGUGGGUUCGAUUCCCACUGGGGGCCAGUAUAAAAAAAUAAUAAAAAAAAAGAUGUAUUCACUAACUGUAAGUCGCUCUGGAUAAGAGCGUCUGCUAAAUGACUAAAAUGUAAAUGUAAUGUGGUGAAGUUGUCCUGUCCCCUUAGCAGAAAAACAUCCCCAAAGCAUAAUGUUUCCACCUCCAUGUUUGACGGUGGGGAUGGUGUUCUUGGGGUCAUAGGCAGCAUUCCUCCUCCUCCAAACACGGCGAGUUGAGUUGAUGCCAAAGAGCUCGAUUUUGGUCUCAUCUGACCACAACACUUUCACCCAGUUCUCCUCUGAAUCAUUCAGAUGUUCAUUGGCAAACUUCAGACGGGGCUGUGUAUGUGCUUUCUUGAGCAGGGGAACCUUGCGGGCGCUGCAGGAUUUCAGUCCUUCAUGGCGUAGUGUGUUACCAAUUGUUUUCUUGGUGACUAUGGUCCCAGCUGCCUUGAGAUCAUUGACAAGAUCCUCCCGUGUAGUUCUGGGCUGAUUCCUCACCGUUCUCAUGAUCAUUGCAACUCCACGAAGUGAGAUCUUGCAUGGAGCCCCAGGCCGAGGGAGAUUGACAGUUCUUUUGUGUUUCUUCCAUUUGCGAAUAAUCGCACCAAUUGUUGUCACCUUCUCACCAAGCUGCUUGGCGAAGGUCUUGUAGCCCAUUCCAGCCUUAUGUAGGUCUACAAUCUUGUCCCUGACAUCCUUGGAGAGCUCUUUGGUCUUGGCCAUGGUGGAGAGUUUGGAAUCUGAUUGAUUGACUGCUUCUGUGGACAGGUGUCUUUUAUACAGGUAACAAGCUGAGAUUAGGAGCACUCCCUAUAAGAGUGUGCUCCUAAUCUCAGCUCGUUACCUGUAUAAAAGACACCUGGGAGCCAGAAAUCUUUCUGAUUGAGAGUGGGUCAAAUACUUAUUUCCCUCAUUAAAAUGCAAAUCAAUUUAUAACAUUUUUGACAUGCGUUUUUCUGGAUUUUUUUGUUGUUAUUCUGUCUCUCACUGUUCAAAUAAACCUACCAUAAAAAUUAUAGACUGAUCAUUUCUUUGUCAGUGGGCAAACGUACAAAAUCAGCAGGGGAUCAAAUACUUUUUUCCCUCACUGUAUAUUUUUUUAAUUGAUUGAGAUAUUAUUAAAUACAUAUUGGGCCCAUAUGGAUUCUAGCUGCUUUUGAAGCACAUGUUGUGUUCUAGAAACUAAUAUUUAACCCUGUAAAGACAUUCGUUUUAUUAUAAAAACCUAAAAUGUUGAUAGAAAAACCUGUCAUUGAAAUUACCAAGUCAUUUGUGGAAUAUCAGGUCUCUUUGAGAGCGUCAAGUUUGUGAGUGACGACAUGCAAGAGAUCAGUCAUUCAUUCAUUGCUAUGAUCAUUGAUCUUCUAAAGCAGGGGAUCCCCAACGUUUUCACUCAGACCCCCCUUCCAGCAUUGGGGAACACCCUGCUCCCCCCCUGUGUACGUGCCCCAUGUCUAUUUCUAAGGGCACAAGCAUGACACAAACUCAUGUUGGCAGAGGGAAUAUUUUGCAGAUGGGAUGGAUACUUUUUUUUGUUGUUGCCAUUUUAAAGCUCAUGUCCUACAAUUCUACACAUUUUGCCAUUUCUUAUGCGUGUUCAUGUGAUAUCUGAGUGACUCAAACAUUACAACAAAGUCAAUGGGCUAAAAAACGUUAGCUGACAUGGGCUAGUUGAUCUGGACAUUUCUAACACGUUAUAAAUAGCUCUCUAAGGUAUGCAGUGACUGACAUGACAAGAGGAAAACUGCUGAUGCACUACCCAAUUUUGAAAUUGUACCUUGUGUAUUCUACUAUUACAACUUUCAGGAGUAAGUUGAAAGCUGGACUGAGUUCCUUAAUAAAAAAAUAAAAGGGAAAGCUUCUUUAGAAAAAUGGUUCCCAAACUGUGGGGCCCCCCUGCCGACUGGCAUGCCCCACAGUUUGGGAAUCACUGUUCUAAAGAAGCAAUCCCUUUUGCUUUCUUUCUGUGCCCCCAAAUGUUUAGAUGUACUGGUAAAGUUUAAUUUGGAUUCCGCAACGCGGUUAGCCUCAGUUGCUGGGACCGCUACUAUCUGUCCAGGGAUGCUGCCAAACCCUGGUCUGACGAGCUGCUGCUUGGCGAAGCAGCUAGCCUAGCUGCUAGCUAGCGAUCAAGCUAGCCAGGUUUCCUUGACAGUUUGAACACAAGCCGCGACGCGGGUAGCCCUUGUGGCUGGGACCGCGGAUAGUCCCGGGCUUGUGGCUGUUUAAAUCCCUGCUGUUUGUGGCUGUUUCCAUCAGCCCUGCGAGCUGUGCUGGUGUUAGGAGAGGACAGUGUUUCGCUAUUACAGACCACUGGGAAAUCAGACUAUCUAGCGGGACAAUCCGUGAGGAAUAACAUUGUUGUGGAUGGCAUACCAGAGUCUACACAUGAGACCUGGACGGAGUCUGAGGAGAAAGUGAGAAAAAUUAUCACAGAAAAUCUGCAAGACGGAUCAUAGGAAGAUUAAGGUGGAUCGCUCCCACAGGUCUGGAAAUCCUGUAACCAGUCCAGGUGACAGACCCAGGCCGAUAGUGGUCAAGCUCCUAAGGUUCAAGGACAAGAUGGCUGUUCUGGAGAGAGCCAAGAACUUAACGGGAACUAACGUCUUCUCUGAAGCUGAAGCCCCAGAGCCGUAAAGAACGUAAUUCCAUCUAUGAAAGCUGCUAAGAGAACGUGGGGACGUUGCUUACAUCCCCUACGACAAGCUCAUUGUCCACCCUCCCUCCCAAAAGCCUGGGAGGAGACCGAGCCUAGCUUCCGGGUCAGUAGCUUCAGCCCCACGUCACAUAGACACAUACACCAACUGACACUCACAAAGCACCUGAACAUAACAUUGUGGCAAUAACAAGGAAAGCCAAAGUGCCAAAGGUUGGGCCUAAAGUAAUUCAUAAGAGAUCAUGCAAGAAAUGUUCUCUUGACUCUUUUGUUGAAGAUGUAAAACAAUUAUUUUUUGGUCUGACGUGUAUGAGGAAGUGAAUCCAGAUGCAGCAUUUUGUAAAAUUUGUAAAAUUAUUCUUGCCAAUUGUUGACCAGCAUGCACCUGUUAAGAAAUUAAGUGUGAGAGCUGUUAGAGCCCACUGAAUUGAUGAUGAAUUGAACAAUUGUAUGGUUCAAAGAAAUGAUGCAAAAGAGGUGUCAAACAAGUCAGGCUGCCCAGCUGAUUGGUUGACAUACUGUCAAUUGAGAAAUGUGGUGACUAAUUACUAAAUUAUAUUACCAAACCAAGAUAAAUGACAUAAAACACAAUCGAAAAAGACUUUGGAAUACCUUAAAUGAAAUCAUGGGCAGAAAACCCUAUUCAUCUCCAUUGUUCAUUGAAGUUGAUUGAUAAUGUAUAACAAAACCUUUCGAUUUUUGCCAAUCAUUUCAAUGACUAUUUCACGAGUAAGUAGAAGAACUCAGAAGUGAAGUGACAACAUUGAACAGUGAACCAUCCUGUUUUUGUUCAAAGGUGUAGUAAUGGAAGAGACAGAUUGCUAUUUUGAAUUUGGUCAAGUAAGUGUGGGAGGGGUGAAACAACUGUUAUCCAUCAAUAAUUAUAAGCCACCAGGUAUAGACAACUUUGAUGGGAAACUAUUGAGAAUGGUAGCAGACUGUAUUGCCACCUAAGUAAUUCCACUGCCUAAAAAUAGUAAAGCACCCUUUGAUGGCUCUAACAGCCGCCCAAUAAGUUUGCUGCCUGCUCUUAGUAAAUGGAUGGAGAGAAUUCUUUGACCAAAUACAAUGCUAUUUUUCAGAGAACAAGUUAACUACUGACUUUCAGCAUGCAUAUAGAGAAGGGCACUCAACUUGUACUGCCCCAAAUAAUUGUUUAAAAGAGAUGGAUAAUAAGAUGAUAGUCCGAGCUGUAUUGUUCGAUUUCAGUGCAGCCUUUGAUGUUAUUGAUCAUAAAUUGUUAUUGAAGAAACUCACUCGCUAUGGUUUUACAUCACCUGCCAUCACAUGGUUGGAGAGUUAUUUAUCCAAUAGAACCCAGAGUGUUCUUUUAAUGGAAGCUUCUCUAACAUCUGAUAUGUACAGUGUGGGGUCCCUCAGGGCAGUUGCCUUGGGCCAUUACUCUUCUCAAUUUUUUUUACAAAUGAUCUGCCACUGGUCUUACACAAAGCUAGAAUGACUACGUAAGCGGAUGAUUCCACACUCUACAUGUCAGAACACAAAGCCAGUGAACUCACUUAAAUUCUAAAAAAGGAGUUAGUCAGUAUCAUCUAAAACUAAAAGCAUUGUAUUUUGUUAAAAAUAAACAUUGAAUACCUAAACCUCAACUGGAGUUGUUGUAUAAAGUGUGUGACCAUUGAGCAAGUUGAGGAAGCUAAACUCCUAGGUAUAACAUUGGAUGGUCAAUUAUCAUGGUCAAGUCAUAUUGACAAAGUUGUAGUGAAGAUGGGGAGGGGUAUGUCUGUUUAUAAAAAGAUGGUCUGUGUUUUUGACACAUCAACUGUACUAGUUGUUCAGGCUCUGGUCUUGUCCCAUCUUGAUGACUGUCCGGUAAUAUGGUCAAGUGCAGCAAAGAAAGACAUAGCAAAGCUGCAGCUGGCUCAAAUGCCUUGCCCUUAACUGCACAUACAGAACUAACAUCAACAACAUGCCUGCCAGUCUUUCCUGGUUGAGGAUUGACGAGAGAUUAAUUUAUUCUCUUCUAGUUUUUGAGAAGUAUUACUGUAAUGAAGAUUUCAGAUCGUCUGCAUAUUGAAAUAACAUUCCGCUCAGACACCCAUACAUACCCAACAAGACAUGCCACCAGGGGUCUCUUCACAGUCCCCAAGUCCAAAAUGAAUUCACGGCAAUGCACAAGAUUAUACAGAGCCAUGAGGGCGGCAGGUAGCUUAGUGGUUAAGAGCGUUGUGCCAGUAACCGAAAGGUCGCUGGUUCUAAUCCCCGACUAGGUGGAAAAUCUGUCGAUGUGCCCUUGAGCAAGGCACUUAACCCUAAUUGUUCCUGUAAGUCGCUCUGGAUAAGAGCGUCUGCUAAAUGACUAAUUAUUAUGAUCACAUGGAACUCCAAUUACUCAAGCAAACAGCAAAAUUACCUCAUGGACUGUGAGGUGACACACACAAACACACAUUCUGUUUUUAGUUGUAUUGUUUUUAAAUGGUUUUUGUAUUGUUUGUAUAUCAUUAAAUGUGUGACUGUCCUUGUCCAUCAGUGUACCAGUGUUUUUGUAACCUGUCAUGUUUUUUCUGGACCCCAGGAAGAAUAGCUGCUGCCACUGCAAAAGCUAAUGGGGAUCCAAAUAAACAAAUAAAAGCUACCAGGUUGUUAGCUAGCUAACUAAUGAGGUAACAUGACUGAACAAGGUGUAAACAAAUGCCCGUGAGUGGUUUAGGAAUGACCCGCGACAUCAUUUAUGAACAUUUCCUAAAAACUAACUUCAUGGUCCACCAGGUAGAUGAAAAAAACAAAAGAUAUACCAGCCACUCAGAAUUCUUACCAGCUAAUACAUUUAUUUGCCAUAAUAACACCAAAAAACACAAUAAUACGUUUUUCUUGUUUUAGUUUUUCCAGUUUUUGGAGUUCCCACAGUUUUUUUUCAGGUGUUCACUCUCAAAAUGACACUUUAAAAAAAACAACAAUGCUUAAACCACAUCAGGAGACCACUUUUGAGGUCUGGGGAAAAAAUUUAAAUAAAUAUUUUGGAGGGUACAGUUGCCCUUUUUAAUGUAAAUUGCGCCUGCAUGCGCAUUGGCAGAGUUUGCAAAACGAAAGACCACUUGAUACAAAUCAUCAUGAUAUCAUAUUCUGCCAGGUAAGCCUACUUUGCAGUUUAACAUUUUAAUUUGGAACGUUUUAUGGGAAAGCCUUUAGAAAUGACUGUAUCGGCUUUGCUAACUGGCUACAAUGAUUGGUAGACACAGGCAUUCCCAUGUCGUUACGUCUUCAGAAAGUUGACAGAAAUACAAAAUCACUGAUGCAUUCUUUAAAUUCUUUAAUACUCUUUUAAUAUUCUUUACAUAUAGGCUUUGGAUUGAACGAAUCUGAGCUUGCUUUUUUUUCUCUAGGGCACUUGGAAACAACUGCACAGUGAAGCGUCUCAUUACACCAAUUAUUAUCUGGGUGAUUGUUCUCCUGGUUGCACUGGUGCUCUCAAAAUAAAAAUGUUAGUUCUGCACUGCGAAAUAUCUAUAAGCAUAUGCGACUCAAAAUGAUCGCUAUUUAGAGCCUUGACUAUGAUAAUGUUCAAUUAGUGAGCUUUUGUAACCCAGCAUGUGUUUUUGUUUUUCCCCAUGUGUGUUAGGAGUGGCUUCUAACGCGCUCAGACAGCCUUAUCUGUGGCUGACCAUCAUCUUGACUGUGGGGAUCAGCCUGCUACCUGUCAUCUGUAUUCAGUUCCUCUACAAAACCAUAUGGCCAUCCGUUGGAGAUGACGUAAGGCCUAGCUACUACUAACCAAAGAGGACUUUACUCAUAAUGCGUUGAUAUCGGCAACAUUUUGGCAUGUUAUGUCCAUGGUACACACGAUGGGCUCAUUGCCACUGCAAUAUUGUUAGAGAUUUUUUUAGCAGAGAUCAGUGUAUAAAAUGGAGCACAAAAUAUGGCAAACUACAUCCCAAGUUUGAAGUGCUCUUGAAUGAAACCCACCACACAUCCAUAUUUAAAAAAUGUUUAUAAAUGAUGUAUGAAUGUUUAUGAAUGAUUUUGUUUUUUUCCGCAGGUCCAGAGGAACAGGAAGAAGUAUGAGAUGGAGGAAGAGGAGAAGAAGAAACCUCCCUUCCAGCGUGGAAGACAGUCCCGCCGCUCAGCCUACGCCUUCUCUCACUCCAGAGGCUACGCCGACCUCAUC
Molecule: messenger RNA, 56326 nt
Organism: Coregonus sp. 'balchen'
Lineage: Eukaryota; Metazoa; Chordata; Actinopteri; Salmoniformes; Salmonidae
Source: the annotation of a GenBank genome assembly